UAUCUGCCACUGACGAGAGGUAAACAGGGGAGGAGAUCUCAUUUGGUUCCUGAACUGUUGCAGCGCUCAGUGCUGCCACUCUCUCUCUCUCUCGCUCAAUUAGUUUCUCCCCCUACACACACACACACACACAUGCACACACACGCAGUUCACAGCAGAAGAUCCCCAACAGUCCUGGAUGCAACUGGACUCCCACCUGCCAUGGCAGACUGAGCAGCUCUCACAAGAAAAGAAGAGAAGAAGGGGGGAAAAAAAGAAGAAAAAGAGGAAGAGAAACUGGAGGAGAGGAAGAGGAUCAGAGGAGCGUGUCGUUAAGUGUUUGUGAAGUCCUCAGGAUCGAGCCCCCAGCUGACGAUGGAGAACACAUGAGGGGGAGCGAGAGAUCCAAGGGGGAGAAAUGCUGCUGAGUAAAGUUUGUGGAUUUUUCUAGAGGGGAUUUCGUAGCCCUUUGAACUCUGGGAAAGAAUCGCAGAGGAGGGUCGACUGAGCAGACUGCAGAGGGAAAAAAGGUGAGGAUGAGUUUCUUCACUAAAGUCUCAAUGAGGGUUAUUUACCUCUCAUGCUUCAUGGUAGUAUGAGAGAAAAAAAUGUAUACGGCUUCACUUUGAAGGUAAGAGCUGCUGUGCCAUUUGUGAUGCUUUCUCCUCCAGCUGCUUGAAUUGUAGUUUCUCACUUAGAAGAAAUAAGUUGUCAUCAAAUUCUUAAUCUUUAAAAAUGUAAUCUGCCUUUCUUUGGUCUUUACAAACCUCAAAGUUAGUGAUAAUCAUGUCUCAAUGUGUAGCCUGCAGUGUUGAUUCAGGCUGACCUGUUUAAACGUCCUGUACCCUCUCUUCAUUAUUGAUUCCAUAAGCAUCGCUGGGUCAACAGAGCAUCAUGGGUUUAAUCAUACAAGCGUCAAUCAAUUUAGACAGAGAGCGUACCGCCACUGUUUUUGACAGUCAGUGCAUGCUCAUAUCUGGUGUAAGUUUGUCUUUGCAUGUCUAAAACUCAGCCUCAUUAAGUGUGAUGUUGACGUGCCAUCAUGGUUUAACCUUUUCCUAACCUUAAUGAGUUUAAAAUAAAAGCACACUGGGUGAUUUUCCUGCUUGUGCGGAGACUUUACUACAUUACUUUUUUUCUUCCUGCAGGUGGGACGUCAGACCAAAGGGCUCUCCCAGCAGCAUGGCCUCCAUCAUAUUUUCCUUUUACCACCUUUUCCUCUUUGUCCUCCUCCCUUUCCCUGCUCCUCAGCCUGUCCUCACCCAGGAUUCCUCCAUCACCACGGUUACAAUAACAGAGGGUGACCCGUUCAUUGCCCCCACAACACCUCUCAACCAAACAUCUCCAAAUUACGUGGAGCCCACUCAGAACUCUCCAUUAGAGACAGGGGUGUCUACACCCACCAGUGGUGGAGAUGCUGACGAUGAGGACGUGCCUCCUGUUGGAGGGACACGUUGUCAGGGUUACUACGACGUGAUGGGCCAGUGGGACCCGCCGUUCAACUGCAACGCCGGGGUCUUUCUUUACUGCUGCGGUACCUGCUUCUACCGCUUCUGCUGCCAGUUUCGACAGCAGCGACUGGACCAGAGAAUCUGCAACAACUACGACACGCCCAUCUGGGCCAACACUGGCAAGCCAGUGGCAACCAUCACCGAGGGCCAGGAGGACGGGGACCGGGACCGCACACACCUCAUCGUCUACAUCAUCUGUGGCGUGGUGGCUAUCAUGGUGCUGGUGGGCAUCUUCACCAAACUGGGCCUGGAGAAGAGUCGAGGAGGGAGCGGAGGAGGAGGCACAGCAGGGGCAGCGCACGCUGACCUCAACUCCAGGUGAGGAGAAUGACUGUGUGUCCAGGUGUUUGUCCAGGUGUGUGUGUGGCACAAUUAGACACUAAGAGGACAAGAAAUAGAUGGACAUGAGUCUGUGGGUGUGUCUGAUUAAUAGUUUGCAGUCUUUGUGUGUAAGUGUGUCUGCACAUUGGUGUAUUUACGUCUGUGUGUUUAAUGAUUUGCAAGCAUGUGUGUGUUUGCAUGCUGGUGUUUUCUGAUGCAUUUCAGAGCUGUUGGGAAGUAGGAAGUUCUGGCUUCGUGUAAAAUCUAACAAAACUUUUGAGUCCAUAGUCUCAUAAACCACCUGCUUGUAAUUUCCUACUUCCAUCUCCAGAUUUAUAUCUGUAGUCCCACUAACACUUGUGCAUGAGUUCAUGUGUGCAUGUGUGUGAAUGAUCACUUAGUCUCUAACAAAGUGGAACCACAUGUGACUAACAAAUCCAAACCCUGUGAAACCUUCAUAGCCAACAAUCACUUAAACUGAACUUCUCAUCAGAUUUGAUUGACAGUUUACCUUUAUUUAAAUAGAGGACAAAUAAAAGUCUUGGACUGCUUAGAUGGAGAAUAAUUUCACAAAACUCCAAUGGUCUUGAUUUGGUGUUUUUUUUAAAAGCAUGUUGAACAUUGAGACUUCAUUUUUUGCUUUUGUUCAUUAUUUUUUGAAUGUUUCUAAUUUUGAAUUUUUGUUUGUGCUUGUUUCUUUUUCCUUCUUCCAUUUUUCUUUUUUCUUCUUUUUAUAUUUUGUAUUUUUAUCCCUUGUGUACCAUUUGCUUUGCUUGUAAGCAUGACUUAUAUUUGAAAUAAACAAAAAAAUGAAAAAAAAGAACAAUUGACCAAACUAUUUCUGCUGCAAAACGUGUUGAAGAGCAAACAGCGGCUUUCUUCUGGGCAAUAACUCUUUCUUUUAAGCUUUGCAGAGUUUCUAUGACACAAAUCGAACAGUCUCACGUGACUUUUAGCUUAAAAACAAUUUACUCUCAUCAAAUCUGUUUCCAAUGUACGGUGGCUCUAAAGGACAACUGCACAAAUGCAAUAACAACUCAAAAACACAAAUUAUUUCAUAAUACACAAACUUUUCAGAAAAUUCAAACCUCCAAAAUAUCUCAUGAAACACUUAAACACCUAAAAAAACCACAAAAUACUCAUCUAAUGCAAAACAUUACACAAAUACAACAAUAUUUUCAUAAUAUUUGUUUUAUUUUAUGAAAAAUAUUGUUUCAUACAAGAUUUUUGUGAAAUGUUUUUGUUUUUCCUGAUUUUUUUUUUUUUUUUUUCUAUUUGUUUUUGUGAAAGAUUUUUGUUUUUUUAUGUAUCAUUUCGUAAUUUUGUUAGGAAAGAAUCCAUUUUAUCAUAUUUUUGGUGUUGAAUUAAAUACUCUCAUGUUGAUUAAAUAUUUUCAUGUGCAGUUGGCCUUCAGGGCCUCCGUACCAUAAGUUGAAAAACUGAGUUUUUCCCAUUUUUGAUUGUGCAGAAGAAAAGUCUCUACAGUUUUGAACUUUAUUUCCUAUCUAUGGAUACGCACACAAACAUGCACACAUGUACACUUAUACACAGUCAGGUUCAAUAUGUGGUCCAGGGUUCAAUCUGUUCGCCUCAGGAAAUCAUUACAACAAACGGCGCUCAGCAUGAGCUCAAAUCCCCUCGCUUUCAUCCCAAACUAUCUAACCCGCCUCUCCUCACUGUAUUCUCUAUCAGGAGCUAAUUCUUCUUAUCUCCGUGAGCGUCUCGUUUUUGAUCUCAUUUUCUUCCUCGAAAUCUGCAAUGCUAAGUUUCUUUGUCACAUGUUACUCAAAGUACCUCUUCAUCUACACCUCCUCUGUCCUUCAUCCUUCUGCUUUCAUCCUGUUGUUCUCUCUCUCAAAGAGCCGAGGCAGGGGCCGGAUUCAAACAAAUGUCUUUAGUUUUUUUUAUCUUUGCCGAUUUUUACUAAUUCCUCUUUUAAUUGGGAGAGUGGACGCACACACACACACACACUACUCCAGCAGCACUACUAUCCCAUUAACCUGAGGUGCAAAACUCACUCUACGGCUAACACACAGUCAGGAUUAAUAUUUCCUGCAGGGUAGCACCUCGCUGAAAUAGAAACACUCUGGCUGCAUAAACAGCCUCCCUCCCUGAGCCCAUCUCAACAGAUUACUGCUCCUCCUUGUGAUAAAACAAAUUUCUCCAAGAUUACAGCUUUAGCGUUUCUGGACUGCUCUUCCUGCACGCUCAUUUAGCUAUUAGCUAGCUGACAUAAAUCCCUGGUCCAAGAGUGUACGUGUAACUAAGACCUUAGCAGUGAAAGGCAUGAAAAUAUACACACAACCAUCCUAUUUUAUAGUCAAAUUAAUGUAUCAAAGCACAAAAAGAACUUCUACACUCUGCUGUGCACCUGCUACUUUAAAAAUGUCUCUUUCUUUCCACCACAUCUUCAUUUUCUCCACCACACAUCCUGUAAGCGGCGCAUGAUUACCCUUUUAAAAUCCACCACUUCUUCUGAAUCAGCUUCCAAAGUUUAAUCCAAAAUGAUCCUCCUCUCAGAUCACACUCCCAUCUCGUGCACACACGCAAACACACACACACACACACACACACACACACACAUAUAUCCUCCUAAUACGUGGACCAAACCAGGUCCAGUGUGCUAGCAUGCAGCUCUAAUUCCCCGCCAACAAAGGCAAGGGAGAGCGCCGCCUCAGGUCACGUGUGUCAUGUCUGAUGAAAGGUUCAACUGAAGAGAGGCUGGUUUUAAACUCACACAGAUGACCUUCAUGCUUUUACAGACACGCACACACACACACAUAUAUCUAUAUAUACAUGCACCCCGGUGAUUUAUAGUUCAAUUAACAACAAGAAGGAUAGCGGUGGCAUUUAGGUUGCGUGAGCACGGAUCAGCUCCUCACAGCCAGAGUUCAGGAUAUAGCUGGGAGGCGAAAAGCGCCACAAUACAAAGUCCACCAAACACAAGUGUGAGAGACCAAGGACCAACAUGGUGGUGGCAGAGGUCACAUGGUUUGAACCAAGUGUGUGUGGGGGUCAGUCAUGUGAGAGUUAAUGUGCAUGCAUGUAUAUGACCCUGCACUCCAGAUGCAGUCAAUAUGAAAACCUUGUAUCUCCCAAAACAGGAUGAUUUUAAUAAAACAGUAUGUAAAAUUAACCAGUUUGGGAUAAUCAUGAAAUCAGCUCAGAGAAAUCCGGUUCAGCUUUAUUCAUUUAAAAUGAAACUGACAGAAACAUUUCAGGAGAUACAAGGUUUCCACCCAACAUUAACAGCACAAGCAUGCAUGUAGAUCAAUACAUUUGACUGCUUUGCAUGUAAUUAUGUCCAGUGUGUGUUUGUGUGUGUGCACAUGUGUGUGUUUGUGUGCACCGUAGUUAACAACUCACCGCUCAUGUUAUGUAAUGAAGGUCACAGUCACUUAAAGGGUUUCACUGUUGUGUCCUGAUUUAAGUCAGACAGAUGAGCAAUAUUCAAUACCAUGUGGGUAAACAUAUAGACUGUAACUGCACGCAAAGGUUGGGAUCACCAUGUCAUAGUUCCCUCCUGCUCUCUGUGACAUAAAAUGAGAUGGUGUCAUUUUAAGGUUUUGAGGGCGAGUAGGCCUGUUGUACUCUUUUGGGAAAUUGUAUGAACUUUGCAGCGCUGUUAACUUAUAGCUCUGCCUCAUAAAACUUCAGUCAACCUUCAGUCGUUUCAGUCAGAAGUUUUGCUCUACUUUUUUAUUGCGAUUGAAUAUUGAUACUUGACUUAUAAAUAAGAAAUGGGCGUUUAAAAGGACAACAUUUUUCUGUGAGUGUUUUUUCACAAGUUUGGCUUGUACAUGGUGUGCUGGUGUACCUGAAGCUGUUCUGUUUGAGUCCAACCUGUUCCAUGUGCCACUCCCAGCCCUCUCGUUCCAGUCUCUUACGCCCUCUACAAUCUUAUCUCCAAAAAGCAUAAAAGCGGAAGAUCUAGAUCUAAAAAAGUAGGUGUAAAACAUCCUGUCUAGUUGUCCUUGUGACCGCUCUUUAAUCGGUCCUGAUUGCUUAUUAGAAAGUGAGGACCUCUUGGUCAUUUGAUAUGACUUCCUUUUAUAUCUGGCUGCUUGAUGACUUAAUAGAAAGUGAUUUAGUCAUUGAUAGGGAAUCUGAGGUUUCUCAGUGUUGAAUAAUACAUAAGGGCAUCAGUUAUAAAAAUGGGUUCUAAUGGUUCCUGAAUGUCAUAAGUGAUAAUCCAGAUCCAGAGUAGACAGACCCUACACUGUUCCCUGACCUCUGACCUUGAUUUCAAACAAGUCUCUAUAUCUACAGAGAAAAACCUAAAGCCCCUCUUACAUGUGGACUUCUGUCAUUUGAAUAGUUUUUGGACGUUCAGGCCUUGACAUCUUCAGGAACUUGUCGUUCACACAUGUGCCUCACAGCAGGAGGUUUUCGCUGUCAGAAACGCAUGAUAGAUAACACUUGGUUUAAGUGAGGAGCAGGGAGGCUGGGUAGAGCCUGCAAAAGGAGAAGAUGGAGUCUAAUGUGACUGUUACUGCAUUAAUUUCAGUGAGUCGACCAAGUAAUUUAUAUCUGAAUCUUGCAAAUUCAUAGCUUACUUAUAUGGAUAUACAUAAAAGACAGGUCCAGACUUAAGUAUUUGUUAUUUCUGGCCUAUACUGUCAGUUUCCCUGGGGUCCACUCUGAAAAAUGGGGUGGGACUCUCAGUGUGCAAAACAAAGGGGUACACCUAAAUGAUCAUGUUGUUUUUGAUCUGUUUUGCAUGUUUGUUCUGGGAUGGUGAACUGUCCUUAUGAGUAUCAAGGAUACUCGCCCAAUUAUGAUGGCAACCUCAAAGCUGUGAGCCAUGACCUCUCUGUAAAACCCUAACUAACACUGCUCAGUUGUUUUAAGUAGCUUGAUUGAACAUUCAUUUGCAAUAAUGAAGCACCAAACAAUCUGAGCAGAACCCGUACCAAUGAACCCUUGACCCAGCGCUGGGUUGAGUAUGGGUCCAAACUAAAGGGUUCCACCUCAGGGGUGUGAUUACAUCACAAAUGGUCCCCUGAAGUUUGACUGUCCCUCCAUUCAAACCAUUAGUUUCUGUUUUGAAGCCCAAAGAUGAGCAAACAGUUAACAGCACACCCGUCUGUCAGUAAAAUAACCAAGCCUCUCACGGUGCCUAAUCAAGAAUUACCAUGAACCUUAAUGUAGUCAAGAGUGGUAGGUACAGUUGCCAUAAAUGAGAAAAAAAUAAUGUAGCUUUGGACCAAAGCCAUUUAUGUACUUGGCCGAUAACCCGGUAAAAAUGGAGCUGUGGACAAACUUUAGAAAUUUAUUACACAGAAUAUACAUUUUUCUCCCCCCUGGUUGUGAUGUUGACAUGUAGCUAUUGUAAGACUGGUUUGUGCUCAAGUCUUCUCUUUUUCUGUACAGCUCUAUUUUUGAAAGUUAUUAGGGGGUUCAUGUUUUCUAUGAUUGACACUUGAAACAGCCUAUGGGCAAACGAAGAUUGCAUGGCUCACCCGGGGGAUACGCUGUUUGAGCCGAGCGUCACCACAGCAAAAGCGUACAACUCUACUGCAUAAUGUUGGUUUCAGGAAAUGGAGAAAAAAACCGAAAAUACUGAGAGCUUUUCAGCUUUAAAUCCGUAUACAGGCGGAAGGCGGGACCUAGUUGUCCAGAGUAUAUACAAUCUAUGGUUACAAUGGUUUCCUUUGCUUUUAGAGCCGGCCUUAGCUGGGAUCUUAUGGAGCUGCAGUCUCAGUCAGACUUUGAAAUCGGUCACUCUGAAAAUUCCCUCAUAUAUAUAACCCUUAAUGUUAUAAGUGUUUUUGUUUGUUUGUUUGUUUGUCUCAAUAAGGCCAACAUCACUGCGUUAUUUUCUUGAUGAAAGUUUCAUAAACUUGGGAAAACACUGGCCCCCGAUGCUAUUUUUUAAGCUCGUCCUUUAAAUAGACAAUAAAGGGUUAUUAAAGUUUUGGCGGACUGAUGUUCAUCUAACUCUGCUUCAUCUUCCAGUUUAUUUGCAGAUAUUCAGAGAGAAUUGUUGUAACCUUGUGUGCUCUCUAGUAUACAGUAUAUGUUUUGGAGCACAUACACACACAUCAACAUCGAGAGAAUAUUCGCAUCUCCUGCACAAUCCCUUUUCUCGAUGAACCCCAUCUCUUUGUAACAGCUAGUUUCUCUGUGACUUCUUCAGAGCGGAAAGAAAAAGACUCUUCAGGCAGGAAGCAAAUCAAACCAAAAUGAGCCCUAAAUAUCCUCCAUGUGAGAAAACACGUUUUGCACCGAAGAGUGGAAAAGGACAGAAGUUUCCUUAAAGUUUCUCCUCUUCUGCUGCUCCACUUUCUCAGCUCUGCUCCAUCUCUUCUGCCUUCUCAUCUGCUCCGGGGUGGAGCUGUCACUCCUUAUCACCUCUCACCUGCCGCUGAUGUGUUUGCGCAUGUCUGCAUGCAUGUUUGCUUGUGAGUAAAAGUGUGCAAAAGUACACACAUAGGCGAGCACAUCGCAACUUGCCUCUAUUUUUCCCCAAAGAAGUGAGACAUAUUAGUUGACAGCUUCGUGUCAGUAUCAGACGUGACAAUUUUCACCUCCCAGCUACUUUACCUUCCUCCCUUCUUCUCUGACUUGCUCCUCUAAGGUCCUGCGGGCUUCACUGGGCACUCGCACAUACUUAAAUGUGGGUCAGUGAUUACUGACUUAAGGGUUUGUCUAUGCAAUGAUUCUGUCUCUGUUGGCCUGUUUAUUAGAGUGGAGCUAAAUAGUUGACAUCUAAAAACUUGAAAGAUUUGCAGCUUCUUAUCUGUUCUACCUUGAGGGUGGCAUUUCCAUAUUUAAUGUCAUAGAAAAAAAGCUUAUUCGCAUGUGAAAUUUUUAUCUGUCAUACUUAAAACAGUCAAAACUGAAGUUCGUAGCACCAGCAGACUCACAGAUAGUCUGCCCCUGUAGCUUCAUUUUAUCCUCUUCCCAUGAAUCUAAUGGGCCAUCUGUCUACAACUUCAAAAAGGAACGAAAAACAGCUUAAAAGAACCCAAAGAACCGUGUAAGCUUCCUGAAAACUUUUAAUUUAGCACAAGAUUGCAUUUCUUUCAUUUCCAAGCUGGCUAAAUACAGAAAUAUCACUCAGCAGCCCUCAGGAAAGGUUACGUUAGCUUGUUAGUACAAAAACAAAACCUCCAAAAAUACCUGCAUCUAAAGCUGAAAAACACCUCCAGGAAAAUGCAACGGAUACCAAAGAUGUAAAAUUUAAUGCACCUUUCUUUUAUAUUCAGAGAAGCAGGAGAAAAAAGGAAGAAUACCAACCUCAGUGCAUGACAAAACAACUCUACAAGAUACUGGCCACAUCUUAGAGCUGAAUAAAUGCAGAAGAGAGUUGCUUAAAAACUUUGAGAAAAUCUACUACCUUAAUCACACAGCUAAAAAACUAACUCAAGACACAUGUAAAUGGUUACUUGAGAGGUUACAAAGAACCAAGUUUCUUUUAUAUUCAAAGCUGAAGAUGAAGAAAAGACAAAAACUGACCCUCACAGAAUAAUCAGCUAGUUAGCUUGUUAGCAUGAAGAGACAGCCGCUCGGGAAGCCGCCUGCACACCAGCUGAACAACAUAACAUAAAUAACAAAGACAAUCAAAUACAGCAGAGGGCUGCUUAAAAAAUGAAUAAAUAACCAUAAAACUGCACCACAUCCUUUGAAGCAGCUUCACAUAAGCAAAAAGACAUUUCCUCUAUGCUAAACAGGCAAAAGUACAGAAUCGCUUGUUAGCAUGAAAACACAUCUGCACUCGAAGCUGCCGGUAUCUAAGAGCUGGAAAAUAACAAAGACAUCCAAAUACAGCUUGAAAACUGGUAAACAACCGUAAGGCUGCAUUGUGUCCUCUUGUAGUGGCUUCAAAUAGAAACAGAGGCAAGGUAACGAAAAAAACAAACUAAACAUGUAAGAGUUUUUCAUUUAAGAUCGCUAUAAAUCAACAUGGAUUUUAGUGUCAAAACAUCAAAAUGAAACGUAGAAGAUAAAUGCUUAACGCUUUACAAUAUAAAAUCACUGGUAGCCGAGUUUAGCAUCAAGCAAAAACCCAAUCAGCAUAAUCAAUAUGACCCAUAUGGUUUGGUGGGUUGCUUAAAGACAGAAUAAAAACAUUAUGUAUGUCACCAAUAAUCUGGUUUGUCAUGCUCAUUAUUGUCAGCUCUUUUCAUGACUCAGAAAAGAGCAGUCAGAUCUAAAUGUGGGUGUAAAUGCGUCAUCGUUUUCAUGUUUGUUCAUCUUAAAUGAAAAAUGAGGCAUCUGUUAAUACAGCGUACUUGUUUUUGAUGAUAUAAACGCGUUAAAAACAGCAUUUCACAAGUUUGACUGUCUUCAAAUUUCAUGCUUUGGAUGAUAAAAAUGUCUCCGAUAUUAUUUUCAACAGAACAAUCUCACCCCAAAUCCAAAUUUUAGACAUGACAAAUCUGUCUCAACUGAGUAUACAGCAGACAGAUGUCUAAACAGAAGUGUCAGCUCACUCAAGACACACAAAACUACUUUGCAUGCAGGCCUCCAUGUGUGUGUGUUUGCGUGUGUGUGUAUUCAAGACGUAAGUUGUCAUCUGACUCUAUCAGUAAUCGUCAGUGACAGCGAUGCCAGCUUCAACUGAAGCUUUGAAGAAAAGAGGGAGGAAUGAGUGACAAGUGAGCAGUGAGAACAGAGGGGGAAUAAAAGGAUUGUGACAUUGAGAUGUCUACCACAGUCUUUUUGCUUUUUCAGUGCCGUAUCUUAAAGAAAUGUUUCUGCAGAUAAAUCUGUUCAAGGCUGGUGUCACUGAAAGUGUUCUCGGCCAUUGUAAAAUCAUUAUAUGAGUCUAUUAAAAUUUGGUAAACACUCAUAUGUUGAUGAAGUGCUGAGUACAGUGAGGUAAAACCAUGUUUAUAUCUCUGUGUUUGUGAUUAUGGCAUAUGUUGAAUAUUUUAUCAUUCAGGUCCAUCAACCAUCUUUGACAUUAUGAUGCUCAGAGUAAAGGGCAUAUUUGCGACAGGGUCAAUAAUGUGCUCAUUAAUGCAUGAACAGGCUGUGAGGCUGUACAGGAAAUAUCCAUUGAACUGUAUGUCCUGCAUGCAUUCAGCUAUAGGAAUUCAGGACAUUUUACACUGUUCAUGAUCAAUAUAAUCAUGCUGCAGCAAGAAAGACAGUGGAUUACUCUGUCUGGACAAUUACUGUUAUAUUAGCGUGUAUGCUCUAGUCAGGGUGAAAUAAUUGAUUGCUACAGGACAUUAGCAAAGUCUCAUCUCAUUGUGGUUAUGAUAUAUAUGAAGCUGGAGAGCAUGGAGGUAGAGCUGACCUUAUACACUUGAGGGACACUACUGUUACAUAACAUGUUAUGGAGUAAAACAGCUGUGGGAGGGAGGGGGUAACCUAUAUAUUAAGUUUACGGCUCUUUGUGGAUUGCUACAUCAAUUAUCAUUAUUAUUCAGUCUUCUGAGACAUUUCUUUCUGUAAUACUUGAGACUCCUAGUUUGUCACUGUUAUUCAUGUGCAUAUUUUCAUGCAUGUUGCUGUUAUUUUGGAUAUAAUUUCACUGUAUCACUCCUGCAGCAACUUGGCAUUGACAAAUGAAGAUAAUUCAUAUGUUCAAAAACUGCAGUACCGCCAGUGUCCACUUGAGGCUAGCUGCAAAAGCCAAGGGAUCCCUAUUUACAUCCAUAUUAAAACGCCAACUUUAGCAACAAAAAGGUAACAUGUUUACAGCCUGGUUCAAAAAUCAUUUUGAUCUGAGUCGUGCAUGGCUCCUGCAGCACCCACCAUACAUGGAGGGAUUUUUUUGUAACAAGUUUGUUUUCAAAGUUAUAAAGUUUACAAGAUCGGCAAAUCAGUAGCAUGGCUGAAGGCCCAUCUAUGUUAGGUUAAGAAAAAGUUGUGCUGAGUCACUCAUACCAAUAUGGCGACAAAGACAGGCUUCGCAAUAGUGUUGUGUUGUUCAUGACUGUUUCAUUCAAAAGAACAGAACUUCUGAGUGAACGACGUGAAUGGAAUGGGAUUGUUUUAAUGAACAGAGUCUACAGUCAAAAGAACUGUUCUUCCCAUCAUUACUUCACGACUUGGCAUCACAAACAAAUGGUUGACGCCAACAACGUUGUCUCUGGUACUACACAUCUCUGUACUUUGACAUGGAUAAUUAUAAACUGUCAAGCGUAGUUUAUUUAUUUGCCCAAACCAAACAAUACAAUGAAGAAGAAUAGCUAGUUUUUCUUGUAAUAUAUCAGUGAAUCAAGUCACAGAACAGAUGUAUGCUGGUAGCCUUUGUGCUAUACAUGUUAACACUGGCUGUGUGUAAGUUGAGGUAAGGAUGUCUGUAUCUUCAGAAAGCUGCGUUAUUGCUGGCCACACAAACCUGCAGAGAAUGGAAUUUAUAAAAGUCUCCACUUUGGGAGGUGUUAGUUUGCCUAAUUGUGGUCUGAUUGUCAGAGAUACUUAGAGAUUGGCACAGUAAGAGGAAUAUCUGAGUUUACUGAUAUGUGGCUGUUUGCCAUGAAGUUUGCUUCAUGACUUUUGUUUUAGAGUUGUUUCAAAGUUAGCGUGAGUCAGCAUUUCCAAUAUGGUAGCACCCAUCAUAGUUCCCUAAAGCCCCUUUUAAAAAACCAAUGGAUGACAUGUGUUUUUUGUUGACUAUUCUCAUUAUUUUGUGUGCCAUCAUGUCCGACUCUUUUCUUUCACCUUAAAAAAAGGACUUUGUUAGGGUACUCAAAGUCUCAGUCUCAAAAUUAGCUUUGUAGUGCCAGGACAAAAAAUCUUUUGGUCAUGGUUUUAAAAUUGUUUUAAAAAGCUGUUCUGUUGAGCUGCAGUGAAACAAUGUCUUUUUUUAACAUGUUCCAAAAUUAAAGCAGUGAUGAAUUUAAGCUGGAAAAUUAUGUCAAGAAUUGAUUGAAACUACGAUAAGUCUUAUUACUGAGGAUAUUGCUGAAGGACUGAUAGUCAGAUAUGAGGCACAAGUUAUUAAAGUUUGAGUCUGCGUGUUAAUAAAUUAACUCAGUUGUGAUUUGAUGAAGAAGCUGCAGACUAAUUCCUCCAUUUUGGCAGGUUAAAGGGAUGUGAGGAUGACAUCAAUUACAGGCUCAGAAACGACUAAAACAGCAACAGGGUGACAAAUCACAAUGACACCAUGAAGUAAUGAUGGUAUUAAAAUGAUCCAGGCUAUCAUAUAAAAACAGGGCAGUGACUGGUUCAGACUUUCUGAUCUGGAACUAUUUAAAGUUAUUUUUGUCAGUCCAGCCUUCUCCCAGUCUUAAUCUUGUAACCAGAACCAUCUCAGCCUUUCAAUGCAUUCGCAAAAUUUCCCAUGAAGUACAGCCAACGCUAAAUAAACACCACAUCCCCUGGAGACAGGUGAAGUUUUUCUUUUUUGUCACAGAUUAAAAGUCCAAAUCAGCAAGUUGUUUGAGCGGCAAUCCAAGAGAAGAAAGCCUGGAGGCCUGAGGCACCACACGGCAGUGAGUCAGGGAAAGGAUGAGAAGCAGAGAGAGAGAGACUGGAGGAGAGGAAGACAAUCGAUAUGGUUUAAAGAGGGGGAGGAAAAGAAGGAGACAGAUUUAGGGCUGUGUUUAGGUGAGGAGGGGUGCAGGAGAAGAAAGAAUAAAAAGACUGAAAGGAAAAGGAAUUGGAAACUGGAAAAAAAGAGGGAGUGAUUUACAUCCCUGCAGAGGAGGAACAAAGAUCAGGAGGCGUUUCAAGUCUUUUUGUCAUGAAAUGCAAAUAUUUAGAGGAGGGAAAUUUCACGUCCAAAUUUUUCUCAGACAGGCAUGCACAGUGUACAAAAGGAUCCACAAUAAGAUGAUUAUGAUCUGAAUUGAUUUGAAUGAAUGAAUAUCAUAUUCUUGGACAAAGCAAGGCUGCAGAAAUAGAGUACAACUCAUAAAUGAAUUAUCCAUGUGGUAAUUUCUCAGUUUUUGUUUUUUCUUUAAUCAGUGUGUCUCAUCCUCUGGUUUUCCCAGAAUAUCUUUCCACCGCAAAAAAUCCCCAAAUGGUCCAAAAAUCAUCAACAGCGACAACAAGAACCAUGUAAUUUAGGUAAACAACUACUCAGUCUGAGUACAUGAGAUAUGCUGUGAUUUAAUAUGAAACAAUACAGUUAAGUACAACAAAUACCAUAUGGAAAAAUACAACAUAAUAUGGUGCAAAAUCCAGUGUAGUCCUGUAUUACUAUUCUAUACAAUACCAUGCAAUACGAAAAAAUCAGGAAAUAAAUUAUGUGAUGGAACAAUAUGACAUAUGAGUUGAUAUGAUAUGAUAUGAUACAAUACAAUAUAUCACAAUACUUCACAAUGAAAUAUGAUACAAUAUUAUAUGACACAAUAUAAACAACUCUAAAUGAUUCAAGACCGUAUGAUAUGAUACAACACAAUAUAAUCUAAUACGAUGUAAUAUAAUACAAUUCUUUCCUACUGUAUAUGAUACAAUUUUAUACAAUACAAUAUGAUACAAUACAAUAUGAGGCAAAACAAUAUAGCACAAUACUUUACAAUACAAAAUAUGAUACAAUAUAGUACACAACUACACAGUACAAUACUAUAUAAUAUGAUAAAAUAUGAUACAAGACAAUACCAUAUGAUAAGAUGCAAUAUGUCAAAAUAGGACAUAACAAAAUAUGAUGUGAUUUUUACUAAAAAUUGAUAGGAUAGAAUAUAAUGCAGUACUCCAUGAUACAAUACUUUGCAAUAUGAUAUACUACAUGUAAUAAUGCAAUUUGUUACAAUACCAUACGACAUAAUACCAUAUGUUACUAUACAAUACAAUACGAAAGAGAUAGUAGAAUGUGAUACUGUACAUACCAACAAAAUGCAAGUAAAUUAGAGCUGUGAAACCCACAUAUCAGCAUGAUUGAUCAUAUUGAUCUUUGAAAUUUGCAGUCCUAUUGCAGUAUAAUUAAUUCAAAUAAAGAAUAAUUCAGUUUUGGACAAUUCAAGUUUGGUAUAGUUUAUGCACAUUUAGAAAUGACACUUGUGUCAAUUUUUUGUUUACCAUAUAUGAGAAAAUUGUCAAAGAAAAAUUUGAUAUUUUUCAACUUUGCCACAUACUCAUGCCCAAAUGUCUCACAGUGACAGGUUGUUAGGUGAUAAAAAUGAAAAUGUGUUCAAACUAACACAAAAAUAUUGGUUUCUUUGCACAUUUACCUUCAUGAACUUGGUAAAGCCUUCGAUAAACUUUAAUAUAAUGAGAUAUGGUUCCAGUCAAAGUGGUAUGCUGCACUAUGCUUCUUUUCAGUGUCACACUGUAUAAUAUGAUAUUUAAUGAGAUAUGACACAUCGAUACAAAACAGGAUAUAAAAAAGCACCAGAAACCAUCUAUACUCUAUACUGUUCCAAUGUACUUCUAGUCCGAUGAAGAGGUCAUAACCACAGACACUUGCAUAAGCACAUAUGUCUAAAUGAGACACCCAUGGCUGGUAAAUCCGGCAAAAGUAUGAUAUCUGACAGGAAAGAUGCUUCCUGCCACCAGCAGGGUCCCAGCAGGAGACACUUUGAGUUUGUCACACUCACUAACAGUUUGGAGAUCAGAGAGGUGGCCGAAGGGUUUCACUUUUUUCUAUUUGGCAGGUUGUGUGUACACAAGCUGCCCCUGGCCUUUGCUGUCAGAUCAGUCAGACUUAAACCUGUGAGGAUUUUCUCUACACGUGUAAGUUGAAGUUUGAGUGUGCGAGAGGGUGGGUGGGUGUGGGUGUGUGUGUGUGGUAGAAGGAGCUCCACACAUAAGCUUCGUUUGCGAAACAGAGGCACCAGCGUUUGAAUUAUUGAUCAAGGGAGUGAAUACCAUCAACACUGUAAAUUCAGCAAAUGCACAGGGAGCAGAAAUGUGUUUAUUCAAAGUGAAGAGUGUGCCUGAAAGUGUGUGUAUGUGUGUGUGUGUGAUUUGUAUCUGUGUAAGUGUGAAACAAAAAGGGAAGGAGGGAAGGAGGUUUGUGUGGCGGGGAAGCAUGUGUCUUUACAUGAUUGUGAGUUCAUAAAACGGAUGGAAAGUCCUUGUAGAAGGAAGGACAAAAAUGUGUGUGUCUGCUCUCCUGCAUCAACAAGCCCUGAGUCCAAACACGACCAUAUUGCAGGAAAUCUUUCCCCGUAUGUCGUUCAGCAGAAAGGCUGCUAGUUAAAUACAGCUGACUGGAAUUCAUCCCAGAGGGACACGCAGAAUAAAAUCCCACCACAGGGAGAUGAGCCGCUUUGAAAUGAAAACUUCUGUGCAAUCAUUAGCUGGAAAAGUGAAACCAGUAAAGACUCAGAAUAUUGAAUUUAAAAAAAGGUAAACGAAUUUCAAAAUACUAAUCUGCAGCCUGGGUCUGUUAAUUUAGUCUAACAAAGCAAAGGAGAAAUCAGUUUCCUAAUGUGCAAUCCUUUAAAAAGAAUAAUCACAGCAGAACAGGCCAAAAUCAAGAUGUACAUUUUCCUUUACUCAUUUAAUAUCCUCAUCAAGAUGCUGCUAAGAAUUACUUUACGGCCGACUACUCGCUGUAUUCUUCUACUGUGAUUAUCCUAAAUAGAUACAGUAAAGUUACUAUUAAGUCUUCUAACUGGAAGUGUGUUUGUUAAAACUGUCUUGUAGGUCUUUUCAAAAGUAGUCCUUUUUAUGCCAAAUUAAGCUUUGAAAACACUGAUAAAACUUUUGUUAAAGAGUCGUCAAACUCCCGAUACUGUAACACAAAUAACAACAAAUCAUGAAAAGAAAAAUAGACUGAAUAUUUUGCUAAGUAUUGAUAUGACAGUAUGGUAUAAGAUUCACCAAUUUGUUCUUAUUUACAACCACUCCUCAUAUGCAACAGAUUGAAUGAACCCUGAUUGUUUUUCGUCUAAUACAAAACCUCAUUCACUCACUCGACACCUUCCAUUCAAAAAGUCAGGAGUACCUCUGACAGCAUGCACUGUCAAUGGGAGGCUCUGUGUGUGUGCACGCUCACAGAUUGCAGCUGUUCAGGGGAGUCCUCAUGGGAGACCAGCUGAACACAUCUGGACCCCAGAUGAUGUCUAGCACCAAAUGACUAUUGUCAUUUAUGAAUUAAACUUCUCUGGCUAAGGUUGGGCUUUGUUUUGUCACAAACACGUGAAUGAGCAUCUAAAACACUGGGCUCUCACGCCGAUGUGCUCUUCAUUGAGAACAUACACUCACCAGCUCUGCAGCUAGGUAGAGGAUCACCUAUAAGACCAGAUUGGUGUCUAUGUCAUCUCUGGAUCUCCAUUUAUAUCAUUAAGUGUGAACUUCAUUCACUAUCUUCAAUUUUGUAGCCUUCAGUUUAUGUGUCUUUAAAGUCCCACUCCAACCUUUUUUUUUUAUUAUUACUUAAAAUGUUCUCAGUGGUCUUUGAAUUGUGAUUAUUAAGCUUUAGCCAAAAUCACGUUACCUGUGUCAUUAUCAAGGGCUUUUCUUCUGCAGAGCUCCAGUAUCGCAUUACCAAUGUGCCUCUGAGUCGUGGGCGGAGACAUCACUGCUCUGCACACUCCUCCUUAAACUGGCUCACAGACUAACAGACUAACAUUGCCAGUGUAGCAGAAGUAGGUAACGUAGGCGCUAUUCAGCUCUCAGACACUAAUGUCUUUAGGGACAUGAUGAAUGCUAAUAUCAUAAUUAGCUUUCUUACGAACAAUGCAAUCCGGUAACGCACACGCUUGUUCAUCCUCUGUAUUUCUCCUCUAUAUGCAGAGUGUGGUCUGCAUAGCGGGGCACCAGGGGCGGAGCUUGGAUUUGUUACGUAUAAAAUCUCACUGUUUCGGAACCUGCUGUUUUGGUCUGCCAGAGAUUCACAGCGAUUUGAAUGAAGAAAUACCCAGAAAAGCAAUUUCACAUUUAGUUUUCUCAUGAUAUGUCCUGAAAAACAGGAUUUCCAUCAGAGUGGGUCUUUACUUUCUCCUGUGUCUUGUUUAACCUUAAUUAAACCUGGUUUAUCAUACCAAAGAAAACAACAUGUUGGUUCAGUGGUUUACGUUCAGUGUGUUUGUUGUUCUCUAGGACUCUGACAGACCUGCUGAAGCAGCAGGGAGCCGAGGUGAGCACAGUGGAAAAUGCCACAGUCAGUUCACCAAACGUAGGGAGAGCAAACGGCGUCUCCACCAGGAUGCCGCGCAGCAGGAGUGGUGAGUACUGAUGCUGGGGUAAAGUACAGUGAAGUUGUGUGUGUGUGUGUGUGUGUGUUUGCAUGUGUGUGUGUGUGAAGUUAAUCCCUUUCCUGUAACUUCAGAGGAGGUUGACCAACCGCUUCAUCUCAUUUCACAGGGUCAAAUUCUUCAAGAAUUUCACUUCAUUUAAUUUUCAUGACUUUUUGGUGCUUCUACAAAUGAGGCUAAAGCGUUUAAUCAGCACCAAGAAGUGUGUACACAACAUUUUUUCCCACAGGCCUCUUCCACUCUUUGCCUCUUACCCACAGUUCAAAUCUGAGAUUACAGCGGGUUUGGGGCUUUUUGUGAAUGUCUUAUCUUAUCAGAAUACAUCUGUAUCAGAGUUUGGGGCGAGGAAGAGACUUGUUUCAGUGCACUGAUCAGAUAUUUAAUGAAAUAUCCAAACAGGUGACUUUUACACCAGCCCUGCUCUUCCAGCCUUUUAUAAACACUGCAGAGAGAGCUCUCAGUUUUAGGACGUUUUCUAAACAUUUUUGCUAGUUUGGCUGCGUCAAUAGUACGAAAUAUUUCAUGAACAUUUAAAGCCAGAGUUUCAAGACAGAUUUGAAAAGGGCUAAUGAAACUUAAAAACAAAAAACAAAUAUGUUCAUCUUUUUUCCUGCCUUGUCCUUCAUAAUAACAUUGAAAUACUUGUUACAUAUUUUAGUCUUUUUUUGUGUUCCUCUCCUUUAGGAAUAUGUUUGAUGGCACCCCAGCUCUCAUUUAGCUCUAUUUAUUUUAGGAGCUUUGCAGUUCACUCAACUUUUCAAAUUCACAACUUUAAACAUUGUUGUUACUUGUGUUUUAAGUUACUUUUUAUCUUAGAGUAUCUUAGAGGUGCCUGGAUUGCAGGACAGGUUGAGUGUCUUGCCCAAGGACAGCCCUGCAUGCAGACAGCUGGAUCGAACCCCCAAUCCCCCAAUUGGGAGACGACCAACUCUACCACUGAGCGAUCACUGCCCAAUUUAUGAACCCAGAAUAAUGUUUUUUAAAGUACAAAGACUUCCCAGUUUUGAAUGGGAAAGUUGAGAAUAGAGACUAACAACUUUGCCACAGUGUCAACAAGUGAAAUGUGCCACACACCUUCUCAACAGGAUAAUGAGGUGUGAAAUAAGCUUGACUUUGGUGCCACUUUGACUACUGAAAAUGAAUCACUAGCUGCGUUUACAUGGGCACAAAUAAUCGGAAUAUUUGACAUCUCUGCGUAUAUCUAAAUGCUUCUAAUCUGAAUAAAGCUCAGUGUGUGUAUACGCAUAUCAGGAUUGGAUUAUUUUAUUUUGCUCCCAUUUAAACCGUGAAUUUUCCAAUCCCUCAAAUUUUAUAUCGGAUCAAGAAAUUUUGCACAUGUAAACAUGGCUGCUGUUGUUAUAGGAUGUCAGCCAAUCAGAUUCAAGAAUUUAACACAGCCUGAUAAUAAAUACUCAGAAUAAGUGGUAGCAGAGGCUGAUUUGGAAGUAGUUUUAGCAGAAAAAUAAGUGGUCGCCACGGCUGACAAAGCUUUCCACUUCCCUUUGCUGUCACUUAGUUUACUCUUUUAGUGCUACCAUGCUGUUUGACAAACAUCUGUUUAAUAUUAAAAUAUGUAGUUUGCACAACUGACAUUUUCCAGAAACAUUUUUGUCCAUUUUUUAUUAUUUUUUUAUCCAUAACACAAACCUUUCACUGCUCUAUCAGACAAUUUUGAGUUAAGUGGCGUAGAGACGACAGAGUGGGACUGAACAAUAGAGCAUCUUCAUCUGUAAGUAGAACACAUGCAUGUUGCACGUGCAACACUGGUACACACACACAUAGACUCACACACACAGACUCACACACACAGAAACAGGUUAAUUAGUAUGUAAAUGUAAGCAGGCUGCACCCCUACAGGCAGUAUGUGCCAUUUCCAUACUUUCACUAUACAUGCAGAUACAGCUUUCUGGAUAUUACACACAUUCUCUCUCUCACACACACACACACACACACACUCAGAUAUGCAGAUUUCAGAAAAGGGGGUCAUAAUAUUUUGUAAAAGCUGGACUGUUAUUGAUUGCGAUUCAUUCAAAGAGCAGCUGACUGUUCUUGUGUGUCCCCAAACGUUGGUAUUAUCAUGCACAUUUAUGAGCCAGCCUGUGAACAUGUUUAUGCGUGUGCGUGGGUGGGUGUGUAUGUGUGUGUGUGUAUCAAAGGAAGAAGAGAGAGGAGGGUGCAGUGUUUGAUAUGAGCGCCCCCAUGCAGAGUUAGUUGCCAUGUUGAAUUUUUCACACAGCUAAUGACAUGCUAUGACAUGACGUACCGUACGUGAUGGACGCUUUAAUGUGGAGGGUUUUAUUGAUCAUGAUCACUUAAAUAGGGCAACACUAAAGCUUGGACCGAAAGAAGAAAAAUGAAGUUUGUUGGUUCAUUAUCUCCAAGUUGCUGAGUAACUCCUGCUUGUGGACAAAAAAAAGAUUCGCAAAAAAGUACGAGUUAUUCACCGAGCUUUAAGCAUAAGAAAAGAAAAAGGAUUUAAACAUAUACAUUCCUCAGCAUAACUGAGGGUGCUGGUUUGUAACCCUACACAUUUUCAAGGACCUGCAGUCAUCAUUAAUGAAUAUUUAUGGAAACGUAUCAGAAGAUCUUGGUAACCAGCAUGAUCUCUGCUUGCUGAUUGUAGAUAGCUGUGGCAGGUGGAUAGAUUAUACGCAGAAUCAUGUGUCAUGGUUGCAGAAGAUUAGCCUUUAUCAUGCACACAGUGUGACUAUCUGAUAUCCAGAGAAAACUUGCUCUGAGAUUAAUAUUUGUAAAAUUCAUACAGUGCUGAAAGCAGCUAAAGGAGCUAAGAUUCAGAUGGUGAUGUGCAUGUUAUCUCUCACUCUUUUCUCCUUUUAUUACAGCUUCACUUUGGUUUUCUGCAGCGGUUUUAAAGGUCAACAACACAAACAUUUCAUUUGUGUCAGUUCUGGGGCCUCCUCAGUUUUUUUUUCUACAUGCUUGAGUACCUCCUUUCUACAAAAAACUGUCAUUCUCCUAUCAUUUCACAGUAUAAUGUCACAUUUAGCAUGAAUAUUUACAUGUACUUGGUAAUAACUAUUCUGUUACUUUAGCCUCUUGACUGACACCUACCCCCUCACACUAGUUUCACGAAUUAAAGCUCAGGAUAUAAAAUUUUUCAGUCUUGUCCCUGACGGUCUUGUUUGUUUUCAGAUAUCAUGGAAAGGCAUCAAAACACGAAUUUUAGUCAAUUUUAUGAAAGUGAAAAAACCCUUACAGGAGCUUUAAUGAAAGACACAAGCACAUUGAUAUCACUGUUUGAGCAGAUGUUUACGUUUUGGCUCAGUGAGAAAUCUACCAUCAUCAUCAUCAUGAGUCUCAAUUUGAUAGCAGGAUGAGGAAUCUCAUUUAUUUACCAGCAAUGUUCUUCAUAUAAAUCAACAAAUGGCAAAUCAAUUAACAAACUUCAGAAAACAAGAAUUCAAAAAGGGAAUAGCAACUGGCAAACAGACUAAUAAUCUGCCAUGUCAAAAGAAAGACCACAGUACGGUACUAAAACAUGGUAAUGAGGGAAAGGUAAUGUGAAGUAAAAAUUAGCACCAAUGUAAUCAAAGGUGUUUCAAAAACACUCUUCUAUAAAAUAGUUCAUUUUUGGAGUCGAAAAGCGCAAAUGAAGUGCUAGAAAACCUGGUGGUAAACAAAACUCCAAAAGGCACAGAAAUGACAUCAAAAAAAGAGGACACGGUCCAAUCAUACAAACUAACAGUACAGAACUUCAAAAGUGACAGUGUUUUCAUCAUUCAACGUUUUUUUAAAUUAUUUUUCAAAAGACGACUUGAUGGGCUGGAUGACUCGAUGAUAUUGAGCUGAACGAGUGCAUGUGGCCUCCUAGUGUAGUGGAGGUGGAUAUGCUUUUAUUUAUAACUCAGUUCUUGCCCAGUGCUCAUAAACUCAGAUAAGGACAAUAAUCCAGUUAAAUCACUUAAUCCAGCUACGACCAUAUCUUAAUUUAACAGUGCAUGUAAAUGUAGUGAUCCAGACAUCUUCAUGUAACCAAAGUUGCUGCCCCCUGUAGGUAUAAACCUCCUCUGUUUUGGCUUUUCUCAACCAAAUCAAUCAAAUUUUAUUAAUAUAUAGCUCCAAUUUACAACAUUUGUCAUCCCAAGACGCUUUCAAAAAAAAAAGAGCAGGUUUAGACCACGCUCAUUUUUUGAUGAGAUAUCAAGACCCAACCUUAAGAUGGGACAGAUUUGACCCUCCCAUCUGACAUGAGUGACAGUGGCAAGGAAAAACCUCUUUUAACAGGCAGAAACCUUGUGAAGGACCAGACUUAUGUUAGACAGCCACCAAGCCGCUGCUGGGUUUGGGAGAAAUACACACUGGCCUCAGAUCGAGACAUGUUGUUCUGACAAUGUCAACAAAUACCAGCCUCUUUACUGACUCUAAAUCAGUCCCAUUAAAAUGAUCAGCACAUGUGAAAUUUUCAGUAACUCGAUUAUUGACUCGAUUUCUGUUCUUCUUCUCUCACUCCUUUCCUUACUUUUUUUGCUCCCUCCUGCUGCUUUUCCUGUUGCUGCCCUAAAAUCUUAAAGUCUCGUGUAGUUUUCAACAGCAUACAGACGAAUUUUAAAUCUCCCACCGCUGAGAACCAGUGAGGGCUUGAGAAUUGAAAUGAUGAUCCAACAGCCUCUGAGGGGGCGAGCGUCCCACAAAUUCUGAAUCUUCUUUAAGCACAUGGUGGAGACUCGUAAGAAGGACCAGCAUGCAGCAAAAAGUUUUGAUUGAAUGAGAAAGUUGAAGUGAGUAACGGAGGGAGUGGGACAUAACUGAGUCCACUUCUUAAUGUGAAGUGACAGAAGCAGAAGGCAGGGGGCUUAGCGGAGAAAUCAGUGUUGAUGGAGAUACUUAUUGAUGCAAAUCUGUUCCAUAUUCAUGCAUAUUACACCCACAGAAUGUCCACUGGCUGUUUGUGAGCAGUGAAAACAGACAGCAAAAAAAAUGUUUGUCCAGCGGGGCUGCUUAGUGCCAGCAAAACAACAAGCAGAAAUCCUCAUCAUGUAAGAACUCGCUGUGACAGGUACAAUCUAAGAGGAAAAGUUAAGUUCAAGCUGAACUUUGCCUGAGGAAAGUCUGAUAAUACGUCACCUGGAAUUAGUCCGCACACGUGAAUAUGUUCUUGGUCAUUUCAUGGUUUUCAAAAAGCUCGUGGGUUGACAUUUGGGGGUCGACACAUGAAUCACUUCGCUCAGUCAGAAACCUUUAUCCCCAGCUCACCGUAAUGCAGUCACGUCAAAGAUAGCUUACAAUGUAUGCGGAGACAAAAUGUGCUGCAAAAUGUGCCCCUAAUUAAGCCACAGCAGAAAGUAGAACACAACAUGGAUCGCAGGGUCAGAAAACAGAUCAACAGUAUUGGUUUUUCCACAGUAAACAAGAUGGUAGACAGAGGCCUUUGGAAAAAGUAAAGCUCAUUACACACAAUAAUACAUUUGCACUGAUCAGAGAAAAGAGCUAAAAGGUUCGCUGCCCUCUCUCUCUGCUGGACACUCACAUUUAAGUUGGACUUUGUGACAUUUGAGAAAAAUUCAGUCAUCAGCCAUUAGAUGAAUGAAAAGUUGAAUUCAUAACUUCAGCUACAGAGGCAGAGUGAAGACCUGCAACAACGCAGAGGACCGAUCCUCCAUAACAAACAAUACUGUAAAUAUAGCCUAUAUAUCUUAGGGAAAAAGUGGCAUUAAUUCACAUACCAUGACACCAUUAAAAUGCUUAAACACACAUUUCAAAUGACACUGUUUUCAGCUGAUUUUAAAAUAGCUGAUCUUACACUGAUGCUUCUUUAUUACCUACAUGAUGCAAUGAGACCAUAAACCCAAAGACUGAAUAUUUCUUGAUGCUGAGUCGUAGUGCCUGUGUUUGGGACAGAUUUUUAGUCUAGGUAUUAAACACUAACUCUAGUGGGAAGUGGUCAGACUUCACCCUGCCUGUGAAGUUUGGCAAUGAGAAGUAAGUUAGAAAGAAGAGGGCUUUUUUCUUUAGAUGGUUUCUUUUUUAGGGUUGUGUACUUAUGGUUGUUACAGAAGCAGUAUGACUAUUCCCUUUUAAAACACUGUUCGAGAUGGAAAAAUCUUCCACCAGGGCUUGGGUAGAAAAGAAAAAUAGUUUUGGACUUACGGUUUGGGGUUUUUGAGCAAAUGCGUCACUCUAUGAGGACAAAAAAGUUGGCCUUGUAUAAAUUACCCCAAGCUCAUUUGCAAUGCAGUCUUCAUGCUGGAAAACUACUAGUCUCAUUCGAAGAAGUGACCAGAAUCACCACAACAUGACUCCUCCACACAGUGGGUGUGAUUUUAAUGCAAACAACUGUAUAUGAAUUAAAUGUUUGGUCUUUUUCAUCAGUAUAAAUACUUGUACAGGGAACAUUUGAGUCUAGAUCCAGAAUGAGGAUCUUUGUCUUUUUAUUACAUAGUUUCAAGUUGUAGAUUUUUUAUUAAAAGCUGCAAACAAACUAGCAGAAAUAAAAUCUUUCCUCAUUUUUGUUCUUUCCUCAAGUUGAAAUUAGAGAACAUCCUUAUUCCUUUUUCCUCCCCCGUAUCAACACACAUUGUUGUUAGCUUUUCCCACAUGGUCAGAUUGUAAUAGUGAACUUAUGUUUGCAGCACUGUGCUGUCACCUGUGUAAGCCCCAGUUUAGAGCUGUAAAUUCUGCGUGGGACAUAUCAAGAUUUAAACGGGUUUUAAAAUUAUGGUUUAGACCCAUCUUUAGCCUAUUAUUUUUUGUGUGUUUUAGGUUGUACUGAAAACAAAUCUGACAGCUGCGAUGGGGUCAGUGCAAAAAUACUCCACUUACCUCAACUUUACAUUCAACGAUUUAGAAUUUUCCUGCAAACAAGCCUAUUUGGCUUCACAGUCUAAGUGGACACUCCAAGCCUCUCAUUUUGGACUCCCAGCCUCAACACUUUGCUGUGUUUUUUUCUCUCUACUUCCCAAAUUCUCAGUCUCUCCUCAGCUGUUCUCUGUACUCUCUGAUAAAGGAAAUAUAUCAUAAUCUCGGGGUGCAAGUUUGUAGAUGUGUGUAGAUGUCAGUUCAGGUCCAACCUGUGGCCCCUUUACCACAUGACACCCUAGUUUCCAUCUUUAUUCACAGUCUUGUUUUCUCUGUAUUAGGAUCGUAAAAGCUCCAAAAUAAUUAAGUAAGUAAUCUUUAUUUGUAUAGCAUCUUUCACAGACAAAAAAGUCACAAAGUACUUCACAUAGACAAAAAUAAAAAUUUACAUAUAAAUUAAAAGGCCAAGACAACAAUGUUAAACAGUCAUAGCAGCCCCAAAACAAUAAAACAAAAGCCUGAGCAAAUAAAUAAGUUUUGAGUUUUUAACUUUUAAUCAUAACAAUCAUGCUACCAUGACCUAAACUGGCCUAUCUCCCUUGAUGCUGUAGCAUCACACUGAACUCAAUCAUUCAGAGAUGUGUAGGCUGGUUUAUUUCUCAUCUCUUGGAAUUAAUCUCCUGUAACAAACCAGUUAUACAAAACACAUUUGUUAUAUAUGUAUGUUAGUGUUAAACCCCCUUUAUUAUUUUCAAUAAGUCAUAGAAGUAUCAUGUUGAGCUUGGGAGCAGAAACACUAAUCUGCAAGUGUGAUUUAAGGUGACUCUUUUACCCACCACUCGUAAUAACAGCACUUAUCUAACAGCUUCUGGUAGCUGGCAUCACAACAUCCAAAUAUGAGGUGUCAACUGUGUUUACAUUGCGUGGCAGAAGUGGAAUUUAUUCAUUUGACCUUUAUCUUCCUCUUCCUGAUCCAAGAACGAGGCCAACAGCUCCCCACGGCUCCAUAUCGUGCAGUAUUUGCUAAGUCAUCCAAUCUCACCUUAGGGAUUGAAAUUCCCCUGGUAACGAAACACUAACUGCAUGUUUGGUGAAAGUGGGGUUCACGUGACAGUAUCGGCACCCAAGACGCAUUAACUCUACUUUCACAGGUUCAACAUGCCAAACAGUGAGAAACUUACAGAACAAGAUACAGUUUGAGAGAUCUACGUGUUAACUAGGGACAGGAAGUGGAAAUAUUGGGGUUUAAAAGUCAUCAACAAACAUGAGUCAUUGCAGAAAGAGCGCUUGGAGCCAAAAGCGCUGACCUAUUUAUCAAACAGGACUGCAGAAGCACUGUAGCAUGACCCAGUAACACAUCACUCUUCCUAACACUAAUUUCACCUUCUACUCUCACACUUUGAUUUUGUUUUGAAGCCAGAUGUUUAAGGAGCUGUAUUUGGAGCGCUCGCCUCCUCCACAGCGUGUUCCUACACUCUUAACUCUCCCCCCAGGCCACGAGAUUUAAACCACUUACUCCUGUAAGUUAAUGAUCUCAGUUUGAAUCUUUGCUCUCUUCCUCAUGUCACGUCGAUUAUUCUCACAAAAAGACAUGCGUACCACGACUCAGCAGAUCGCACAAAGCAAAGGUUUUAAAAAUAUGUGGAGGCGGGAGGAGGAUUUGUUUGUCUGCUGUGACUCCGCUGCAGUAAAUGAAGAUGCACAAAGACUUCCACAUAUGAUCUCAGCGAUGACAGACGUACUCCGCUUCCCACUUUAGUCUCUCAUGUUCACAUUUUGUCUCAGUGCUGACAGACAGCAUGCAAUGCACGCACUUCUUUAUCUCUUUCCCCACGGCACUUACAGCUCUUUUCAUGUCGUUUCCCACACAGAAACACAGUCAGGGGUGCAUAUUUUGAAUGCAGUACACUCGUUAUAUGCAUGGACGCGUGAUAGCCUUAUUGUCACUCUCAGUGUUUCAUAGUGAUGAGCACCGAAAGUAGCCAGGCAGUGUAAACGGCAAACUGAUGGUAUAGGUGUGAGGAAACUCCUGUGUGGGUGGGUCAUGGUAAAGAGAGAGAUGCAGGAAGAGAAAGCCAACAAAACUCCUUCAACUUGUCUUAAAAGCUCAUUAGUUUUAGUCUUUGACCUGAAAAUGGAUUAAUCCAAAUACGUCUCCGCUCCUGCUUGUGCGUCAUUUGCUAAAACACGCCAAAAUAUUUGCUUCCUUUCAUCUCAAAAACCUUUAAAUUCUUUCACGCUCUCUUUGAAAAUAAAAACCCAGACUCUCUAUCGUUCUGUCACAGUCAUACUUUAGUUUAGUUUCCUUUUUAUGUGCCUUUUUAUCUGUCACAAAAAGACAGGAUGGUCAACUUACAGGAAGCAGCGGGAAGACCCUCUUGGACACCUCUGUUUUAGUUGAUUUCUCUCUUGUCUGCACUGGAGCUAGUUAUUGGUGGAGGUGUUGUGUCCUCUUACUAAAAGCCUGUGAAUUCUGAUUGAUCAAGUCCUCAUAAAAAUGGCAAUUAAUUCACUAAAGCAUAAAAAACGCCAGGCACAAUCUGAUCAAAUGCAUUAAAUCAAAUUAAUCCGCAUAAAGAAGCACUUGUUGUUGACGCUGUGGCAAAAUCCUUAGUUUCCCUCUCAGGCUGGUCUUUAGAGUCGGAGACUAGAGACACUUGCAGGGUUCAGAUAUAAAAGCAAUCUAAGGAGAUACCAGGCCCCAGUUAGCUCUGAUAGGGAAUAAUGGAGCAACAUCCUGUCCUGCAAUCCAUGCAACAGCAGCAGAAAGAGCAGAAGACCUGUUCACUCUGUUUAAAGGAAAUGUUCAGUUUAAUUUUUAUUUAUUCUACAGGGAGGCUGAUGAGACUCUGUUGCCAAGGAAAAACUACUGACCAUCUUUAAAUCAAUAUUUUGUAUUUAACUCAUUAAUGAGUAGCUGGGUAAUCAGUGUGAUAGAAGGUAGAGAGCAGCUGGUUAUUCCUUCAGGGUGAGACCAGGCCCCCUCAGUUUCAAGAGUAGCCUCCUGUCUCAUACAUGGCCCCCUGUGGCCACACACCUCUGAGCCUCUAGUUUUCAAAAUAAAAGCUUACAUCUUGUCUGCCCUUUGGUGUUUUGUUUUGGUGAAUUUAAAGGUAACUGCAGUCAUGCUAACAAAUACUCAAGAAUUUCCUGAGAUUAAAGGUCCUUACACACUGGGAGCGUCUUUUUCGUGCGAUUAUUUCAGACGUCAAUAUUUUUUUUCGAACCCGUAGGGUCAUUCAUAUCCUGUCAAUACAACCGUUCACAUCAGCGACGUUUUCCCAUCCUGUUUCGUUUUAUUUCGCAUACUGUGUGUCCACUUCCGACCAAUCAGAUUGCAUGUUGUUGCGACAUCUGAUUCACCAGUAUAUCCAACAUGGCCGACCGGUUGAUUGUUUACGUGUCAUAGAACAGAGUGCUUUUAGAUAAAAGACACAAACUUUAGAAAAGAUAACGACCUGAAGGACAACUUGUGGAGAGUCAUAGCGUCGGAUUUCUCAUAUGACGAUAGUUUGUGUGCUUUAACAGUUUGCUUAAUGUCUUUGUUUUAACUUUUAUCUGUACUAAGUAACUUUAGCUCGUAAGCUAACCUGUUCAGGUACAACAUACCAAAUGUAUUUUCACUGUCUCAAACUCAAUGGCGUUGCUGUCACAGCACCAUUAGGUCUCGGUUGUUACCUUACAUUUAUGGAUUAUAGUUUAAUGUGCUUAUCUGGUACUGGGCCUGACUCAGUACAUGCUAUCAUGACAGACAGACAUCUCAACACUAGUGUCUAAUCAGAACUGAAAAACAGACAGUCUGCUGUUGUGUCAGUCUUCUCGAUUCCACCCGGGAUGCGUCUUUUUUCCCUCCGGAAAGUCGCAAAAUCGCAUUGUGCUUGAUAUGUAUAGUCAGGUGCGUCAAAAUUCUCCUCUGAAUAUUUUGUAAUUUCCCGUCGUAUAUUUGUGGACCUUAAGUUCUAUGUUUGCAAUGUCUAUGUUUAUUUCAGUCAGUGUGGUAGGACUAUAAAGCAGAUGACAAGAUCUACAGAGUAUUGUUCAAACUUUUGAUCUUUGUCUCACCUCUAUAUAAGCCCCCUGGUGUAGGAAAAAGACUUCUGUUUGUGUACAACAGACCUGAUAGAGUGUCAUCUUGGUUCCUCUUGCAGGAAAGAAAUCUUGUUUAAAUACUCUCCAUGAUUAGAAUAAGAGAACCUGACUUAGUUAAAUCCUCUCUGUGGUUAAUUUGACAGAAAUAAAACCACUUUUAAUAAAGUGGGACACUCUUCUUUCUCUUUAUGGACACCCCCUAAUCUUCUGUGAUAUAUAUUCUGCGCAGUGGCGAUUGCUCUAAGACUGCAAGGGAAAAUGUCACCCCCCCAAAAAAAGAAAAAGUGGUGAAAUACGUACGGCUGUGUGUACAUUUCAUUAACUAAAUACGCACUCGAAAGCCUUCAUCUUUUGUUCAGACACUGUGAUAAGAAGCUGAUAAUCACAGGUAACCGGCAUAACUUCGUUCUCAUUCAUCCUCGCAGCGCCUCAGCGCUUUAAACAGCCGGACGCUGGGCUUCUGCUGACUUCAAUGUGGAAGCUUAAAGUGGGUUGUUCCAGCAGCGAAACUAGACGCUCAUUGGAUAAAUGCUGGGCUUUGUCCCGCCCAAUGGAAGCCCAGCUUCACUGGAGUUCUAUGGCGAGAGGGCGGCCCCGACUUUCUCCCGGACUCCUAGCUUCUGCAUUUAUGAUUGGAUUAGCUGUCUGAGGCGAAAUCCUUUUUUGAUUGACAGCUAAACAAGCGAAUCAGCGAUCUUGAAGAAUAAAACCUCUACCAGAGCAUUUUCCAAGUCAUUCAUUCCAUUGUUCUUAACUGCUCCAGAGACUUUACCGAUCCUCAGCGACUUUUGUCUUUGUUAAAAACGACUGCCGUUGUGUUUGGCGACUCUGUUCUGUUACAUACUAAUAAACAAAUACAAUUAUGAUGUAGGCCAGAAAAAUGAGCUUCCCCUCCUUGAAAGACCAGCAGCCGCCACUGAUUCUGCGAUAUAUAAAUAGUCUAUUCUGGUCCAAAACGUUCUCUUCGUCUCUGAGAUCAGACGGCCUGUUUUAACACACCUGAAUCCUUUUGACAUGUGAUAGAAAAGAAAGCCUGAUCUUCACCUUAAUCGCCCUCCAUCCCUGCUGAGAGGGAGGAUAUUACAUAACUCAUUAAGCAGCACUCCUGCCUCCGUCUUCUGCACUAAAAAGACCCGAAGAUCCCUGCUAGACGCUCACAUGGUGAUGCUUAAUGGUGAAAUCAACAUGUGCAACUGUGCUGGAGUUUUAACAUCCACAACCCCAGACCACAUCCUCUCCUGAGUCCCUCUCUUCUUGUUUAAUAUAUUGGCCUGCACACACAGAUGCACACACUCUUACAUACUUAUUCCAUUACGUGGACGCAGACAAGUUGUACCCAAGAAGAGAGUUUGGCCAAGCAGAUGGGCUCAUUAAUAUGUCCUGUUUGUAUUUUGGGAUUGGUGUGUGCAUGUAGCCUCUGGAGAAAUCAGCCUUUUAUUUACACUUUUCACACUAUUUUCUGUGAAGGUUAUUUAAGGAUUGUGUAUCCCUAUGUAGUAGAGACUGGAAAUAAUCCAAGCGGGGUCUAAACUCAUAUUUUUUUUCCCACAAAAUUUUGUUGACAGCCGAAAUUAAGCCGGAUGUGUGCAUUGGCCUCCAAUUAAGGACUUUCAUGAAUCAAUCUGCAUCUGUUUUCUGUUUGUACACAAUGACCACAUAUGCAUGGGUGCACAUUUUGGCAAGGGAAGCACAGUGGAGUACAACAGUUUAUCGGACUCCAUGUAGGGAAAUUAACCAUCAAAGAUCGUGAUUUCUAUCUAAUGAAACCAACUCUGACAGACAGUGAAUGACCCACAGAGCUGAGUGACGUUAAAUGACGUAGCAAAUGUGCAAACAUUUAGACACGUGAUACUUAUGAAUACGUUAUGACAUCUAGAAGCAGAUUCUGAGCUUCCAGUCUUUAGAUAAGAAAUAAUAAACACAACAUAUUAUUUUUGAUGUAAAACAACAGUUCCCUGCAUUCUUGGUUUUGUGAACUCCUUCUGCCAAAACAAUGAGUACCUAGAAAUAUCAGUAAAUCCUACGUCAUGCCACAUGUUGGUGUCCAUGAUUCAUUGUUUGCUAGUUUUUUGUUUUUUGGUGGUUAACUAAAGCGGUUUCUGUUGAGCACUGGUUGUCUUUGAUUGAUUUGUCUUUGGUUUGUGUGAACUUUGGCGCCUCCUGUGGACAAAGUAGUCUUUGCUUAUCUUGUCUUGUAUUUGCUGAAAUGGUUUUUUCAACAACAACAAAAAUCGCACCGGUCUGACUUUAAACUGUCAAAUUUAUAAGUUACUGUGACUAUUAUGUGAAAACAUGUAAGCAGGGCUGUUUUAUCAAAAUCAUCCAUCAUGGUCUUGUUUGUUUCUAUAUAUCAUAAAAAAACAUUAAUAUGACUUGAAGUCUAUUCCAUAAAUGUCAUGAAACUCCUCCCAGGAGCUUUGAGCAGAAUUUCAUCAGUUUUGCUCUGUUUUCAUCAUUUCCCCACUCAGAUGUCAGGAUUGCUGAGGGAUGUUCAGUCUGACUGGGGAGAGAAAGCAAGUGCACACCCUCUCUGAUGGAGUCUUUUUGUUGCAGUACACUUUCAUUCUCAGUAGUUACAGACUGAAGAAUCUGACACUUACUUUUAAAUACAUGAAUGCCUCAUCUAAGAGAAGAAGGAGAGAUAGGUACAGGCCUUAGGUACAGACAGAUUUAUACUGGAGAAUCGUUGGCUUCAAAAAGAAAAACACACACCAGUUUGAAAUCAGUCUCCUUUGACAAAAUCUCCUGAAACAACCAGCCUGUGAUCACAUUUUAGAGGAGCUAUGAAAUCUGGCAGCUUUAUGACAUAUAUUGAAGUACUUUUGUUUCAUUUUCUGUCAUUUCUAGUUGCUUCAGUGAUGUAAGGAGGGACAAUAGAUAAUGAAGAUGAUGUGUAGAAUUGAGUUUAAGACGAUGUGGCUGAUGAUGAAAGUGGCGAUAAUGACUGUGAUGACAGAAUAAAAAGGACUUUUUCCUCAUAAUCCACUAAUCUGGCAAAUGCUGAGAGGUCAGCUCUGCAGCACUACACUGGAUGAUACACUGAUCACACACACACACACACACACACACACACACACACACACACACACACACACACACACACACACACAUGAACACAACGUAGUAAGCUGAUUAGCUGUGGAGUGGUGUGUGUGUGUGUGUGUGUGUGUGUGUGUGUGCGUGAAUGGUGAUUAAGGUAGGGGAUCAGAGUUGUAAGAGUAAACGCUGUUACUGUAAGGACUAACUCUUGACAGUUUCCCAACCCUUUGGCUUCAGGAUCGUUUUCUAAUUUACUCCAGAACAUGCUGCUGUCUUCCUCUUAAUUCUUUUUUCCUCUCGCUAACACUCUUUUUUUUCACCACCUCUGUGUCUUAGCUCUUUGCCCAAUGUUAUGUUUGACUCUUACAGAUGUCGUCCCAUACACAGCUUUGUCUUCUUCUUCCUCAGUUACCGAUUGAGAUCAGAUUUAGGCCCCAUAUCUUGGGUGCAGACCUGAUACUGUUGUUUAAGACCCACAAAACUGGUGUGCAUGCAAUACUGUACGCUUACACUUGAACAUAGGGGAAUCAAUGCAGUCUACAGUGAAGCUAAGCAGUGACACGAGCUUUAAAUAUCUGUUGUAAAACUAACAGCAGCUCCACUAUAUUUUAAAUUAUCUUGUAUGUGUCCACAAACUUUGCUGUACAGCUUCAGUAAGGUAUCUGAAAUGUAGUGUUAAAACAGCAGGACAAACUGUGGAUCUACAAGCUCAAAGCUUACAUCCUCUAAUAUGGUGAUAGGCUACUUAUCCAAAUGGAUGAAUUCAACGCCUCCUCCGUCAUGUUGUCUUUCCCCUCAAGGAUAUUUAGCCCUCCUUUUAAAGUCCAGGGUUAGUCGCCUCAACACAGCAGCCUUUGGUUAUGUUGCCAUUUUCUGUUGCAGUUUUAGUUUAAGGGCGUCAUAUCAAAUUGGUAGUUUAGCCCUUUUAUGGCCAACAUUAUGAUUACAUUAAAGGAUAAGGUGUUAUGAAAUCUUGUUUCUUUGAUGCUUCCCUCUAAAAACACUCUGUUAAAGUCAAACAAACGCUGAGUCACAAACAUGCACACAUUUACAGCCUCUUGAGUCACCUUCAAGAGGUCACUUUGGGAACUGCAGUUUAUUGCACUUCAUGUUGCUGAUAUUUUCAGCCCUCUAAAUCCGCUGUUUGGGUUGUACAUAUUAAUAAUUUUAUUCAUUCAAGAUGCCUGUUGAUUUAACCCACAUAGAGGCUCUGACUCACUUGUAAACAUACCUUUAUUAUCUCAAAACUAAUGCUGCUAAUUACCUCUGAUGUUGUUGCUCUCAUCCAAAUGACCUUACAAAGCAUGUUGUCCUGGUGAUUGUGUGGACAUCCCUGAGUGCUGCAUGUGCGCCCAUCUAUUCCCGGGGCUGAAAUCAAGUGCGCUGGCUGCAUCAGUGGACUUCAUUAAUGCUAAUAACUAGGACUUCUCUCUCUCUGCUCUCUCGCUCUCUCAGUGUUUCCAUUACUCAUUGACUUCCGUUCAUUUAGCCUGGGAAAGUCAGGCCAACAAGAGAGAGACUGCUGUCUCACCCCAAAUCACCAUGCCUCUAAAAAAGAUGACUUAUACUUUAAACACAGAGUUUAUCUUCACUUUGAAGUUUCGGUGGUUGGUUACCUGAAGCUUAGAGGGCAGAAAAAAUACCGUGAAACAUCCUUCUGUUUUCUUACUGAAAUAAAGAAAUGAUAGAGGACACCUGUUUGCAUGUCCUGAUAAGUUCAUUUUAAAAUAACCACUCCUCUGGACACCACCCCAGAGAUACAAUUUACUGUAGGUCCAAACUCCCUUUUCUCCUUUUUAACACUUUCUUAUCAUAGGUAGAAGCAAACACCAACAAUAUUUUGGAGGGAACAAAGUGCAAAAAUGUAUCCUGUCAUCCCCCCAGUCUUGUUCUUGUUGUCAAACCUCUUUCUCCUCAACUUCUGCUGUUAAAAUUCAGACAAGAAGCAACAUUUUCACUUUAUAUAUUUGUUCAAACCACACCGUUCUCUAAGCCCCAUGUAAAACCGCAAUCCUUUUAAAACUAUGUUGUUCAAUUAUGUCAAAGAAUGUCAAUCAUUUUUACUGUGAACAAUGAAUGUUUAUUGUGCUGGUUGAAUGCCAUAAAAUUACUGUGUUUGAUAUGAUGUUACUUCUACCUUGACUGAAUCCUUGUGAAAGUUUUACAAGCAGUUACAUAUUUCUUAUUGCUAGUUUUCCGGUGCAUACACAUGCCAAAUGCCAAAAAGAGUCAGAUCUAACUCCUCAUAUUUUGAUUUGCUUGGCCACAGACCAAGCAGCAUUUUUGUGAACAUGUAUUUCGACUGUGAAAUUACCACAAAUUACCAGCCCUUAAACUUUGGCUGCAGUGUUCAAGGAUGACUUGUUGAAUUUUGGCUGGAGGCAAAUAAUUAUAAUGCUGCCAUGUGCAGUAUGCUGGAUGCAUGCUCGGCUGUGUACUUGGAGAUGACAUGGUCGCACAGACUCAUAGGGUGGAGGAGUGUUGUCCAGUAAGAAGCACUGCUCAUUUGUGCUCCGAGGCAAGCCGGGAGGGAAAUCAAGCCACGGUUCAAUGCCAGCAUUUUUAAAGUUUAUUUAUCAUCUAAAGUUUGUUUAUGUGCAUCUGGCAGUUAUGGUGUGAUUAAAUAGUCUAUAAAAAGCUAGGUGGUUAACUUGUGGUAAUGUAGUGGAGACUUGAGCUCAAUUUGAUUUAUUCAGGAUUUUAGUUUAAUUUAAAAAGUCACAUGUCAACAACACAAAAUGUUUGCCGGUCUGAAUAUGAGUCUGAAGAAAUCAUAAAUCAGAUUUUAGAAGGACUGGUUUCAAUUAAGAAGAGCUGGUAGUGGACACAGCCUUGAGAAAUUAUAGCAACAAUGAAAACUUCUCGGCAUCAUUUUUUGUUGACAAAAUUAACACUUUUCCUGUGUCACAUGAUAACCCUGUGCUUCAUUUGUUAAGAUAUUUCAAAGAUGUCUGUCCCAACCACAGUGAUGUUGUAAACUGGCUGAAAACUCAGCUUUUCUUAAUGUCUAAUGAAAACAUCCAUUAAACUUCUACUUUAAAUUUCAUAUUUUCACAGGCGUUAUGGGAAUUUUUUUCCCUUCCCUCUUAUAUUCAAGGGAUAUUCCAGCAUAAAAUUAAUUUUGGAAGAACAUUUAUGAUCAUUACUUCAUGGAAAUGUUAUCAGACUGAGACGCUAAGGCAGAAGAACUACCACAUCUGCAGUGCAAAAUGAUUAAUGUGGUGAUUAUUACUUCAAAUAAAUGAUAAAGAAAUGAUCAUAAAUGUUCUUCCUUGAGCUGCGUCACCCCACAGCAGUCCUUAAUGGACUGACCCGAGGUCUCGCUGCAAACAAGCAGCUGCUGGAAGAGAGUAGGUAAGUUGUGUUUAGUCUCUUUGCUAAAGAAAUCAGGCAAAGUUGAAAAGAUGUUUGGUGGCUAGUGCUGUGGCUGGGACCCUAUAUGUACUGUUGAUGAAGUUAGGUGCUGUUCUGAGCAUUAUUUGUGGCUAUAGAGUGGCGUUUUGGUUGAGGUUUGUUUAUGGCUCCUCAGACAGCUGUGUAUUGCCAGUGGUCGUCGUUGGUAUAACUAGAGAAGCAAGCGGUCGGCAACAUUCAUCUCUCGAGGGGGUAUCUAACUUGGUGUUACAGUGUGUUUGACCCUAAAUUAAUUUUACACCUGAAUGUCCCUUUAAGUAGCUAAAAUUAACACUUUUCCAAGCAUCUCGCACUAAAUAAAUAUAAAAGAAAGAGACCAUUUUCUUUCCUCUUCUUUAGCGAAUGUUAAAAACUAGUCCCUUAGCUAUGUCUCUAAACCAUUUCUAAUUCUGUUUUUGAGGUUUAUUUUUGUGCCUCUACUAAGAGAGAAGUGGACAGAGCAGGAAGCUAGAAAGAGAGAGCAGGAAAACAACACAUGGUAAAAGGCCAGCGGUUGGAAUCAAACUGUCUGCCCCAAAGGCCACAGCCUCUGCACACAAGACACGUGACUCGACUGCAAAGCCAAACUGCUGCUCAUGUCCCUGAACCUUGUUUUCCUCAUCACAGAGCCCAAAAUAGUGAGGGUUUUCUAGGGAUACUAAAAUGCUUUGGAAUUAUGACCUUGAAUGAGUUUGUCACUGUUGGAAAAUUAAUAAUAUCACCCCUAAAAUUAUCAGUGAAUCAAAAAUUAAAUCUCCAAAUAUUAUCAUAAAAUUUCUGGACCUGCUCACUGGGAACUCUAAGAUUAUAAAAGCAUUUCCAUCUUUACAACACUGAGAGUUGAAAACCCAACGUUCGAUGUAUUUUUCAGAGUUCACAAUCCUCCUCUUUAACAAUAAAUGACUGCCUGCAAACCAUUUUAAAGAUGCUGACUCUGCCUCUUUUCUGCUUGUUUGUCUCCAGAACAGUACCAUCUGAAUAACUCCGCCUACGGGCAAAUUGGACAAGGACUUCCUCGUCCCCAGAGCAACCACAGCACAGUGGGACUCAACAAGUAUACCUCUCUCAAAGCUGUGGGUAAGUCGGUGUUUUGACCACGAUCUUAAUAUUCCAGUAUUGUAUAUUGUUUUGUGUGUUUUUUCUGGCCUGGCUGUGUCUAGUGUAUGUGUAAUGUGUGUGUGUGUCGUGAGUUUGUUGCCUAUUUUGUAUGCAAAUUAGGUGUGCCAUUGCAUGCUCCUGAUUGGCUGCUUCAACUCCCAUGCAACAGGUGGUAGACUGCUACAGAGCUGGGUUUUCAAUUGAAGGAGGAAGCGUUUUGUUAGUUAAUAGUUGUCCUCAGUUAUUAUUUACCAUUGUUGCACCCUGAGGAGGUUUUUGUAGCCUAAAUAAAUUACUCCUUUGUUAAAACCCUUAAAGUCUUUCAUGUGGCCAUUUGAGAGGUGGGUGAAAUGAGUCCUCCACUUCCAUGUUGUGUUCUAGCCACCCCAAGAUGGGUCAUAACAGUCAGACACAUGAUAUGAUGCUGACUCCACCUGACACAGUAACCUUUCAAGUACAGUACAAGAACAGGAGCUGUCAGAUUGCAGGGGUGUUGAUCUCAUAACCCAAGCGGCUCCUGUUUGGCACUGUGGUGUGAUUGGUAAUUGGCUCUGGUGUGAUUGACGUAACAAAGUCUUUUUCAGUGAACUCUUUCUACAAGUCCUGGGAAUUGACUAACGGGAAUGCCAGAGUUGGAACUUUUUUGUUGUUGUUGUAAUAAAUUACACAUCACUGCGCGGCAGAAAUGCAAGUCUGCGCCACAGUCAGAGCUGUAUAAUACAUGUAUUUGAUGAAACGCAGCUUCUGGGAAUUGGGAGAAAUUACUGGGACAGACUUUAAAGCUAUAAAACUAUGUGACUGUGAAUGCACCAUCCUCUCUUCCUUACUUUUCUUUAAAUAUUUAACAGUUAAACUCAGUUUUAUCUAGAGCUGUGGUUUCUGUAUAGUACAUAUUAAAUACUUCUACCACAAUUUGAUCGUUUUAAAAUCAGAACUUUUAUCAGAUUUUUAUCGUGAGUAAAAUUUUAUUGGCUUGGAAAAACAAUCACUUGAGUGUAUCUGGGAAUUAAGAACUAAAAACACAUUUUGGUAACCCAUCAUUUUCUAAUUGUCCAUCCUUUUCGUUCAAAGUGUAAAUUUAACAUGUUUUCACUACCAUACUGUGAUUUGCAUUUUAUUUGCAUGCAUGGAAUAGAAUCAAAACUGGUCAUUGCAGGAAGAGCUUUUGCAAAAAAUAUUCACAACACUAACAUUUGCAUUUAACAAUUAUACUUAUACAUACAUACUAUACUACAGGACUUUUUAGCAGUGAAGGUCACAGUACUAUCUGCAUAAAAUAACAAUAAAAUGCAUGAUCCUCUGGCAUUUCAGUUCCCAUUUAUUAAGAUUAAACUUUGAUAUGCUGAAAAUGCUUGAAAAGUAUCACAAAUCAAUUCAAAUCUAUCAGAUCUGUAGAUUUUCUCUUUAUACAUAAUAAAAAUUGUGCAUUUUAUGUACCCAGUCAUACAGUCCUUCUCUGCACAUAUGCCUCUAGAUAUUUAUGCUAUAAAUGCAGCUCCUCUGCUGUUUUUGACAGCUGAUUGUACAAACUGUUUUAUGUCAGCAAAGGUCACACACACAGAAACACACACUAACACACACACAUACACGUGCACAUGUUGUCCUGUUAUAGUAGGUGUAAUAAUGUACAUAACAUCAGACCUCAGGCAUCAGGUUGGAACAAAAUGAUCCCCCACCAGUGAGCCGCGGGCGAGUCACUGCCUGUCACGGUAGAUUUUCUUUAUCAUUCAUAAAAGGUUAUCUGAGCGUGAGUGUGGUUUUAAAGAAAUAACACACUGCAGAUAAAGCUCGCACACACGUGAGAUGUUAUAAAGAGUAAAAGCUUCUACACACAGACACACCUUAGGUUUUGUGAAUAAGGUUCCUCACUGAGGGUGGUAAGAAAGUUUUUUACCUUUAGCUAGCACCACUAACACCCCACCUUUUCACAUAACUGUAUAUCAGCUCCUCAGCCGUCUUAAAGCCAAGUGAUCUACAUAACUUCAUAAAAAUAGUAAUUUUGGAAAUAAAAAUAUUCUUUCAAUUUUACAUAAGCAAGGGCAGCCCUAAAUCUUCCAUAAUAUCUCGUGAAUUGAUUUCCUUUAAAUCCAACUUACAUCUUUGUAGUUUGUGAGUGAGUUGUUGUUAGCAACAACUUAGCUGAAGAACUCAUCUCCAGCUAGUUUUCAAAUGUUUGUGUUAUUUAAUUUAUGAAUGAAUGAGAACCAGUCAAAGGAUCUAAAGCAGCUAGUGAAUACACAAUGCUUAGAGGUGAAAUCUGAAACAGCAUGUCCCAGGAAAAUGUCAGUGAUUCAUGUAACAAACACAAAGGGGGGCAUUGUUCUUGCUCUGCUCUACAGCCCGACUGAACACUCAGAUAUAAAACAGAUAACUUUGUUCGGGUAUUUCCGGGAAGAUUUGUAACAAUUUAUUGUAAUUUUUAGGAAAUGCUGCUUUAAAAUGAAUAUCAGAUGAAAACAGCAAAUGUUGUAAGGAUCACUUACUUUAAAGCAAAGUGAGGCAAACACACACAUCUCAGUUUUAAGUUUAUUUAAAUAAUUCUCUGUGACAUUCCUGCUAGCCUGUGACACAUACGCAUAUUCACACGUGCGAACUCUGGGCUCAGGGCGUGGGUAUUUAUAAACCCUCACUGCUACAUUAUGUCCCCACGUUCUAACACACGUACCUUUACCUCCAUAUCUGUUGCACUCCUCACUUUCUCUCUCUUUAUAUCGCCCUCCAUACCUUCUGCCUUCUUUAUAUCAGGCAGUAAAAAAGUGCUGCUUGUAUUCACCUUGAGGGCGUUAACCGAUUGGAAAUACAUAAAUCACCAGCUUUCCUCUUUGAUCUUCUUCGAACCCUCUCUUUCAUCCUCGCUGCCCUCCGCCUCCUGCUGACUCUCAUUUAAUGUUAUCAUUACACAUGUGCAGUUUCACUUGUAAUAUCAAACCCUCUUGACUAGGAGGUCUAAGUAAUUAGAAAUGUAAUGCCUUUGCUGUUCAUCCAAUUGCUUGUAUUUUACCCAUAAAAAUAUUUUUAAAUCAGUUUUAUUCUGUUAAAAUUCAUAUGGCAACUGCUUCUUCCUCGUACAUUUAAAGCUUAUAAAUAAAAAUGAAUGAAAAUGUACUGAAAAUAAGUUUUAUAGCACUUAAAUAAAUAAUUAAAGCUUCUGUGAGGAACUUUUGAUUUAUGUCAACUUUGGCGCCCCCCUGUGGUUGAAUCAGUCUUUUCUUAUCUCACUGUCCAAAUGCUUUUCUUGUGUCCUCUGACUUUAAAAUCUCAUUCUGCAGACUUUUGACAGUCACAAAUUUCAUUUAUUGUUAAUAUCUUAUGAGAUUGUUAAAGCAAGGCUGUUUCUCCAGUUGAUAGGUUGACACUACCCCCCCUCACAUCAGUUUCAGACAUUAAAAAAUAGGAAAUAAAAAUCAUCAGUCCUGUUGUGAUGGUCUUGUUUGCUUUUAAAUAUCAUGAAAAGGUAUUAAUAUGAAGUUUUGUGCUUUUCGUAAACCUAACAAAAAAACUCCCUAGGAGCUUUAAAGAGACAGUUUGUUAUUUUAAGUACAGUUGUUUGAGGUACUUGUGAAUGGCACGUGUAUACACAGUUCUUGGUCAUGAGAUCAGAUGGUGAGAGCAAAAGGAGCUCAGUUAUAUGACAGCUGAAGUACAGGCUUGUUAAAUAUUCAUCUCAUUAGAUGGAGGUGUAUUCACAUCAUCUGAUAACCACUAAAACCAAGAAAAAACUGAGGAAUCAAGAGAGACUUAGCUUUGGGCUCUCAUAAUUCUUACACAGCAGCACUGUUUAAACUGCUUAAAAGUCAUCGCCAAAACUUGAUACUUGUGACUUUCAUAUAAAUCUAGGCAAAAAAAAAAACCCUAUCCUGAGCACCAUCAGGAUGAAAGAGUUUCUUAAAAUCAGCAAACCUACAUGGUGGCAUUGACCCCUACUGCAGGUUGAUAGCCUUGCCUCUGCGCCAGCUUUUCUGCAACCAGUUUCUCAACAAUGGGGCCAAGCUGACCAACAACCCCAUGAAUCCACCCAUUAUUUUUACUGUUUAUCCUUUUCAGGGUCACAAGGGGGAUGGAGCCAAUCCUGAGAACCCCUGUAAGAAAUAUGCUUGAUUUUAACAUCCUUAUUUCAUACAACCGCAAUUUAAAAGAAAAACAGACCAUCCCUUAAUGUCACCUUCCUCCUAAACCCGUUAAAAGAGAACAGACGUCGAGUGAGCAACCUGACUGUGUCUAAAUAGUAGCAACUCACCAAAGAUAGCGAACAUUACCUAAUGUUGGCCACCAGAAGCUACAGGUCACUGCAGACCAAGUGAGGCUGGAACAGCAAAACCGUUUAGCGUAUUAAAUUAAGCAAGUGUGGGUUUUACUACUUAAGCAUUCGAGCAGGAAGAAAAAAAAAGUAAUUUCUUCUUGAAGAGUUGCUCCGUCUUCCUUUGAAACUUUUGAAAUACUUUGUUGGGGAAAAGAAGGGGACGUUUUCGACAGUUAGGAGCCGGGAGGUCCUAAUAAAUGCAUCAGGGAUUAAGUGUGAUUCAGUCUUCAGUGUUCCUAAAAUGACUGACUCUGUGUUUGCACAUUGGCAGUUCAUUUUAGGCUACUUCUGCAGUGACUCAGAACUGCAUCAGACUGUGACAAAUUGAAAAUGACUCUAAAGUAUAAACAAGUUUAAAGAGGCCAAAAAUAGAAUGUGUUUGCAAAACUGGCCUAAUUGUGAAGGGUUAUAAACAGAGGAAACUACAGUAAAUUAAAGGAUUAAUCCGGUUAAUUCCAACUUCAGCUUUGUUUGACUUUCUGUGGUGACAACUCACAUUUCAUAAACAACAUCCUAAUCCUUGAAGUAAGUAAUUAGAUUAAAACUUUUUCUGGGGGUGUAACACGACCUCACAAUCUUUGGCUGCUCUUUGCAGUAUGCUACCCAUCAGAGUGAAUGUCCACUGCUAUGUUGGUGUAUUGAAAAAGUGAGUAUGUUUGGAUGUGAGGUUGAGGGGAGGGGCUGACCAGCACUAAAUCAAUACAUUUAUACAGUCAACAUUGCCCGUGGCUACUUCAUUGGCUGGCUAAUUGGAUAGUUCAGUAUGGUGUUAAUGACGCUCUGUGUUUGGUUGGAGCGGUGGAUGUCGCUCAGUAUAAAAAAGGAAAAGAGGCUUCACAUAAGUUAGUGUCCCCUCUGUUGCUAAAUACAGCCUGUUUAUUGGUCGGUAAUGUCACAUGAGAGCACCGGAAGCGAUGUUAUGUCAUUCUGUGUAAUGUUUUUAGUUUUAUAUUGAACAGUGCUAGCAGCUCAUUAGAUGGACAGUGGGAGUUUGCGAUUCUGUGCCAGAGCUGCAGCAUAUGAUCCAACAUAAUAACCAUCUCUGCUGUAUAGGUUAGUGUUUUAAGUACAGUAAGUUUCCUAAUUUGAAAAUUCCUUGCCAAGUGGAGUAUUUUCCUUUCAAAUACAGCCCUGUUUUAGAAAUUUCUGCAAAAAAUAUUCACAAUAAAUUACACAUUUUACUAUCAAAAGUCAGAGGAAUGUGCUAUUUUGUCAGAAGAUACAACCUAAGAUGUAGAGAACAAAACAAGAAAAGGUUGCUCUGUCCACAGGAGGCGGAAAAAACCUCACAGGAGCUUUAAAAAGGGAUCAGAAUUAUAAAUUAAGGGGGAAAGAAAAUCCAUGAAACAUGUGGAUAUGUUGAACUGUGCUGUGCAGUUGCAUGUUUAAUAUGGGAGCUGCAGACCAUCUUUACAACCUACACUUUUAACAAAAUGCUUGAGCAUUUUGGAGACUAAAGCAGCAUUUUGCUCCAUCCAUCCAUUCAGACAAGUUAGCAAGCUAUAAACACUGCAGUAAAGGGGUUACAAGCUUCAAAAUGUCAGGUUGUGACGUGUUCAGUAGCCAGAGUCAAUACCCUAAGCUGUUUCAGGGCAACGGGUGUUUUCAUCUGAAGGAUGACCCUGUAAACUGGCGACUUCCAGCUAAAUGACUUGGUGCUACUAAAACACGAGUCUUUACAACUUGUUUUUUUUAAUCACAUCAAAAUACACUAAUUAAUCCAGUUUUGACUACAGAAAAAUAAGACCAGGGGCUGAUAUUCAAUUCACAGUUUGUAUGGUGUGUAGAUAAAAAAAAAACAAUUAUUUCUAGCCCUGGUUAUGAUGAGUGGCCCUCAGAGUAAUAAUGGUUGUCAGCACUUUGGCUUAAUUUUACAGCCUUGAAAACUGCUGCUGUGUUUGUUGAUAAAAUAAAGUUGGACCAGGGAUCUAAGGUUAGGGUUAAGGUUUGAGUGUUAGAGUUUUAGGGUAAAGGUUAGAGUGUUAGGGUUAGAGGGUUGGGGCUUAAGGGUUAGGGUUAAUGUAAGAUAAGAUGUGCCUUUAUUCGUCCCACAAGGGGAAAUUCCAAAUUUACAGCAGAGAUAAAUGAAAAAAGAGAGGGUUUGAGUGUUAGAGUUUCAGGGUAAGGGUUAGAAUGUUUGGGUUAGGGUUUGAGGGUAAGGGUUUGAGUGUUAGGGUUAGGGUUAGAGGGUUAGGGUGACAGGGUUAGAGUUUGAGUGUUAGGGUUAGAGGGUUAGGGUGACAGGGUUAGGGUUUGUGUGUUAGGGUUUGUGUGUUAGGGUUUAGAUUAAGGGUUAAAGGAUUAGGGUUACAUGGUUAUGUUUAAGUCUACAAUCUGUAAAGUGUGUAGCAAUCAAGACAACCCUGGAUGUGAAACCCACACAUUCCUUACAGGAAAGUUUCCUUAUCUGGUCCCAGGAAACAGGAUAUAAAUCUUUCCAGACGUGUUUGCACUUUCAGGUUAAAUAAGUGACCCAACCGGAGGUUGACUAAACCUCUGACUCUUCAGGAUUGGUCAGUUCGGCGAACAGAGACAGAGUUUUUAUUACCUUUCAAACUGACUCCAUUUGCUGACCAUCUAAAUAAACAUUAACCUUAACCCAGAUCUCCCAUUUGAGAUUAAGCGUCUUAAAGUGUGUGAACAUACGGACCCCAGGAUAAGGGGGGACACUGACCUCCAGACCUCGGUCGUAAAACCCUGCUCGACCAUACACUGAUAAAGACUGCAUUCCUUUGGUGAAAGAAUACAAAUGACUGAUCAUGACAUCUUAUGCAUUCAGCAAUGUACUAAUCUGUCUAAUCAUGAAAUUUGUGUUAAAAUGAGAUGUUUCCCGUUUUUCUAUGUGCUUCAGAAGCCAAGUUAUCUUAUCUGACAGAAUAAAUCCUUAUUCUUUUGUUCUUUAGACCAACAGCUUUUCAGACUGUUUCAUGAACUUUUAAGAGUUAAAUUUAUUGACUAUGAAUCCUAAGUUUACUCUAAGUAACAGAAAUAGUUUAGAAAUGUUUGGUUUAUAUUUUAGUUAUUUAUUUAGUAUCUUAACCAUUAGGUGGUUAUAAUGUCACUGAAUAAUCUGAAUGUGAGUAUUUAGAAUCCAUUAUUAAUCAUGAUGACGUUCAUUCACAUGUGUUUACUCUUUUGUUGUUCACAGUUUCUAUGUGUUACUAUCUGUUUCAUUUCAGAGUAAUUUAGCAUGUUCAAUGUGAUACUUAAAACAUAAUGAGAAUGUUUGAUGUGAUCCUACACUUCAUUCAUAUGUGUUUAGUAUCAAAUUAUUUAUCAUGAAACCAAGCAUUCAAUGAUAUUAAUCAUAGUGAGUGAGUAUCAGAUCUGACUCUUUUACCAGCCAAAAGAAUAAGUUAGAUCAAAUAAUCAGAGACCCGAUGACCCCUCCUCUUUCUCCUCAGACACUCCCAGUGUGAGAAGAUAAAACCAGUGGAGUGGGGUUGCUCACUCUCUUACGCUCUCUUAGCUCUCUUAUGCUUCUGCUCUUCUGCUGACUCUCUUGUCCCCGGCUCUUAUGCCCCUUCUCUUCUGCCCACACCCUUCUGUGGUGCGUUUCUUUGUUUUCUCUUAGAACUUUUUCUUAGUCUUCUAAGUUUUACGCCACGUGUUGAUUCACGUUGAUUUUCUUUAACAUCGUCUUAGUUCAAGUUUUGAAACUUCAACUUUUUGUGCGCAUAGCAAUUCAAGAUUAAGCCUUUGAUUGAUUUUUCUUUAAAUUCGCGAAGCCAUUUUUGAAAGUUUUCUCUGCUCUUCGAGCCUCGUUUUUCUGAGUUUUCUGCGUGAUUUCAAAGUCACCUCCGAACGCAAUCCAACAGGCCCAGGUCAUCCUCUGUGCCAGAGUUUUUGAGUGAGACUAAAGAAGUACCCAAACGAGCAUCCACAGGAUCCACAGGCGCUGGUUUUUGCUUCGGGCCUGAGUGCUGCAACUCCUGGCUCAUCCUUCGGCUGACUUCAGUCGUCUUCUGAGCUGAACCGCUCGAACCGCCAGUAGCCCCGGACCUUCGGAACCUGCUCCAUCUUCUCCAAGGACCAGUCUCACUUAAGUAUGCAAACCUCCAGAGCUCCAGACAGGGCUGAUGCUGUCUCACGCGUUCAUAACUCAGAUAUCCACCUAUUUCUGGUGAUCUUAGAUUCCUCCGAAUCUACACCCGAGUUUAUCUCGACACCAAAGUUAGUGUAGGUUAAUAUGUUAGCGCAUAUUCACUCACUAUCAUUAACUUUAGUGCUCCUAGCCUGACUCAGAAUCUUUAUUUAUUCACCUAUUAUUAUUUAUCUUCAUUAUCUUAUCAUCAUUUAUUGCAUGUGUGUUGUACCAUCAUUUAUUCUGUAAUAAACAGAUCAUUAUUUUUCUAAGUUCCUGUCUGUUAGUGUUCUUCCAGAAGUGGAGUCCCUGAAAUUAGAAUUUCGACUUAAGAUAUGAGACUGAUUAAUUAAAACUGACUUGAUGUUUGAUUUCUGAAUUAAACUUUUGCUUUCUUUAUUUUCCCACCAUUAAGGGUGGGUGGUGCCCCUUUCAACGAGUGCAUAAAUGUCAUAAUUUGAGAUUAUUAAUCUUCAGACAUUUAUUAUAAAUUCCAAUCGCUACAGUAUUAUUUUGGUGCGGCCUUGUGAGGCUCAUUUCAAAUCGCUACAUAUAUUUUGGUGCGACCGUGUGAGGCUCAUUUAAAAUCACUACAUAUAUUUUGGUGCCCCUGCGUGAGGCGUUUCAAACAAAACUUCUGGAUACUAACAGACAACCUAAAACUUAGCCUUCCAAAUUGAUGAGAGAAACUUAUUUCCAGGCUAUCCUAGACUUAAUCACAAUAAAUGCUAUGCUUGCUGAAGUUGCUUGACUAAGUUCUGAUGUUUUCCUGAUCUAUGCAUAAAACCUUUAUGCUCUGUGUUUCACACACUUUUGUACUACAUGCCUGUAGUCUGUGUUUGAGCUGGACAGCGUGAAAUGUUGUUCUGAGUAGCAGUGAGACUGCUUCUUCUGCUCUGUCUAGACUGUCCAAUAUUUAAGUGCACGAUUGUUGCGUCGCCGUACGCUUGUAUUUAAGGCCUUUGGCUGAACCCAGUGUUCGCGAUGCUCCGAGCUGUGGUUUCAAGCCCCUGAAGUCUCUGUAGUCGGCUACGAGGUUCUAGUAACUAUAUGGGAUUCAGAUUUCCUCCUUUCCCCUGACAGAUUAGCUACCUGUCACAGGAAACCACUGUAACAGUGGGAGGUUGUUGUUUGAUCGAAUUCAGACAAAAUUUGUGUUCACAAAUCGCCGCAUUUGUGAUUUUUAAGUUUGCAGUUGAAUCUGCUAUUGAGGGAUUUGUCACUUUGAUUCUUGUCUCUAUAGUCUGCUACGAAGUUCUAGUAAUUAUAUGGGAUUCAGAUUUCCUCCUUUCCCCUGACAGAUUAACUACCUGUCACAGGAAACCACUGUAACAGUGGGAGGUUGUUGUUUGAAUGAAUUCAGACAAAAUCCGUGAUCACAAAUCGCCGCAUUUGUGAUUUUUUUAAGUCUGCAGUUGAAUCUGCUGUUUAAGGAUUUGCCACUUUGAUCCUUGUUCCUGUAAAUGAUUUUAUUGAACCAAUCUGCCUGAGCAGAUGGUGUAAAGUUCUAUGUUUGAGGGUGCAGACGCAGCCUGCUGUGAAAUGUUAACCCUUUGUUGUCAGUGGAGAGACUGACCAAUUGGCCUUAAGCAGAUAAGGCCCUUCAAGGAGGCAGAGCCUAAAGGCCCCUUCCUGCACACUUCCCAACUCCUCACAGCAACAAGAGGCUAGUUGGAUGACUGUUUCUUCUUCUCUUCUUCUUCUCCACUUGUGUUGAGCUUGUGCAGUUACCCCAACUCCAUACUGCCCCACAUGGUUGCUUUUGGUAUUGAGCUAACACUGCUAUUAUCUGCCUGCAGUAUCAGCCAGCUGUACUGCCUCCCUGUAGUCAGUGUGUAACACUCUACAGACAUAACUCAAGUGAUUGACUUGGUUGAUGAAGUUUGAUGUGCUUAUUCUAAAUCACUGAUCAUUGAUUUUGAUGUAUUGAUGAAGUAACUCCUUGAAUCAAUCACCUGAUCUGUUGUUACUUAUCACACCAGUGAGCAGUUUUACUGUUCCCUAUAAUACAUGAAUGUAUUAACCCUACUCAUAAGAUUAAUUAAUUAACGAACAAAUUAAUUAAUAUUUCAAAUUUCUUUUAACAUUCCAGAUAGAUUGGGUAUUUGAACCUUUGGAUUUAUUGCAAUUUGUGAAUUAACUUCAGAGUUAAUUCCUUAAAUUGACAAUUUCAUCGAUUUUGCCAAUUCAUCCAACUGCACCAGGCAGUUUAUUUAAGCUUUGCUGAUCUCUGCAACACGGAGACAAACUGAACCCUUUAUUCAAUGGUUCUGUAUCUGAUGUUAAAUUUAAUUUAACAUUACUUCACCUUGUUUUAUUUCAAUUUUCGUUGAAAUGAAUUUAACUUUAUGUUAUUUUUCUCUCCAUUAGAUAUCUACUCAGAUAGGCUCUUCCUCUUUAUCAAGCACUGAUAAAUUAAGUCGAUUAACCCACUUAAUUUGAUAUUGUGCUUCUUCCUUUCAUUUUAAGUCAACUCAAACUCAUCAACCAAUCAGCUGCACCUCUUUACCAAAACCAAACAUGCCUAACACAAAAGAGUCCAGCCAGGGAGACCCCCUGAGGGACAUACACCCAGUGUUGGCAAACUUGACUAGUCAGCUGAUACCUCAGUACAUGACUAAGAUUCAAAAGGCCAAACCCUCCAAUCCGGAGGAUGAAAUGGCUGACCUACUGGAAACAGCCUUAACCACGACACUUCGUGACAAAGAGCUCACUAGACGCAUGUCUGUCGUGAUGUCUUCUCAGCUUGAGUAUAAAGACUACUUGCUGGAAUGCGCUUUAGCAAAGAUAAAGACGCAAAAAGAAGAAAACAGCGCUCUGAAAAAGACGCUAGAAGAGACUAAGAAGUCUCUAAGUGUUUUAGAAAAACACAGUGCCAGAUGUGAAGCGUCAAAGCUUCCCUCACUAGGUCAUGAAGAAAAUCUUGAUCUCAAAGACAAGAUUGAAAGACUUAAUGAGACCCUUUACAAAAAGGAGAAAGAACUUGAUGACACGAAUAAGCAGCUUGCUAAGACCACAGAGGAUCUGAUACAGUCAGAAUCCCUACUAGAGCAAGCAACAGAAGAUGUAAAAGCUUUGAAAGCACUGGUCAAAGUGCGUGCUGAAGCUCUUGAAAUUAAGGAGAAGCAAACUUCUACCUUACAGCACCAGCUCCAGAUAGCUCAAAGACAGUUAAUUCUUUGUCAAGAACAGCGAGAAAAGACAGACAAAGAACUUGAAGAUGCCCAAAGAGAGUUACAAUGCUCCCUCCAGUCAGGUCGAGCCCAAAGAGAACGCAUGGAGCAAACGUUUCUUGAAGAAAUGAUAGGUGAUCAGCCUCCUGAGAGAGCGCCAUCACUUCCUUCCAAACCAACUCUUAAGUAUCUCUCUCAGCAUCAUGACAGGACCCUGCUUGACCCUGAGAGGUCAUCCUUAAACCAAGAGUCCUACUCUCCUCCUCAUGAUGGCUUCUUACCAUCUCCCUCAGAUAGGGAUCUUGACAAAAUUGCUCGCAACAUAGCACGCUUUGAACCUGAGCACCAAGGUGCUACUGACACCUGCACCUACUUGAAAGAUAUUGACUUUUACCUGAGGAAAUUUCCAGGUGCAACCACUGAUGACAAAAUCUACCUUAUUAAGGCAACGUCAAGUCGAGAGGUUAGCAGUUUCCUUGAACGACAGCCUUAUCAUGUCAGAAAUAAUUAUGACUUGCUCUGCCAAGCAUUAAUUGAAGAGUUUUCUGAUCAUUUGACCCAGACAGGCCUUUCUGCUGCUCUGUCUAUUAAACAAGGGAGAUCAGAACCUCCCCAACAAUAUUACAACCGCUUACGCGAAGCUUACUUUGGUUUCCGAAAUGAACCAGAAAUGGAGGAGGACUUGAACUUCAAAACGCUGUUCGUCCAGAACCUCCACCCUACCACCAGUCAUCACCUUGGCGUCUUAGCUUGUCCAAACACUUUGACUAGCCGACAGCUUCGUGAACUUGCUGUAAAAGGUUUUGCCAAACAACGACAAACUUUGGCUAAGAAAGCAGAGCCUGUUACUCUGUUGGCUAUGGAGACAAAAUCACUGCCCAUGGAGCUGAACGAAGCUUCAGAUUGUGUAUUUUCAGGCUCCGAUAAGCCUCCAAAUGAGUGGUUAACCAGGCCUCCAAAACCUUUUCGACCUCAACACACUCACAAAGGUCAAAGUUACACACCAAGGCCCAGGUCUGACACAGACCAAUGCCCGGUAAACUUUGAGACCAACUGUUGUUAUUCAGACUCCCGUCACGGUGGGUUUUAUCCCAGACAAAGGAAAAACCACCAACACCACCAAAGGGGGUGAAUGACUGGCAGAAUCAGAGUAAAUCACACUCUCAGAAACGACGAUCUUAUUAUCCACCUCAAUCGGUUUCAUCCACUUUGAAGGUGAAUAAACAUGACUACUCAGCUAACCACUGAGAUUAACACUGUGGAGUCAUGAAGGUGUGAGUCCUGCGAAAGCAGAAGUCACCCAGCCAAAGCUAAAUGACUCCAAUAAGAUAUCCAAAUGCUGUGGUGAUACAUUGAUGACUGCAAUCCCAGUUGCUGCUUUCUUUGUUAGCAUUUGUCUCUCCUCUGUCAAUAUAGUCAGCUUGUCAGCUGUCAAAUAUCCCAUGAACAGAUUAAAACCUGAAAUUUCUGUCAUUAAGACUCAGAUUGACAAAUUUCAGACUUAAUAGCAGAUAAUUAGUCAAACCGAUAAGAGCAUCAUCCCCAAGUUUAACAGACAAAGUUUAAGAGAAACUCUGUGCAGUAAACUUUUGAUGUUUGUGAUUCAGGUUGACUAUGCUCAUACACAGAUGGUUAAUAUGUCUAUAGCAGACAUUUCUUUUCCACCUAAGUCUUAACCAUUUUUGAAACUGAAAUUGAACUUUCAGACUUCUCCAGCAAGCAUGAAAAACAGCUAUAGCUUUAGAUCCAGUUAGCAUUCAGACUAAAGAGUGCUUUUCUAAGUCUCAUUAAUAUUGAAAAUUAGGAGAUUUUCUUUCACAUUAGUCUACCAAUAGUUAACUGAGAAGAGUCUAACAACUAGACGAUUUUAUUUGAUAGCUUAAUGCAUGCUUAAUUUUAUCUCAAAGCAGUACUAGUGAUUCACAUAGUGAUGACGAGACGCAUCAGUCCUAUUUGCAUACACCUGCUGCUGCUGCUGCUGCUUCAUGGUUGUCUACUCGUCGUCCCGAUGCUCCAUGGACAGGACCACCGUGACGAAGGGGGACUGUAGCAAUCAAGACAACCCUGGAUGUGAAACCCACACAUUCCUUACAGGAAAGUUUCCUUAUCUGGUCCCAGGAAACAGGAUAUAAAUCUUUCCAGACGUGUUUGCACUUUCAGGUUAAAUAAGUGACCCAACCGGAGGUUGACUAAACCUCUGACUCUUCAGGAUUGGUCAGUUCGGCGAACAGAGACAGAGUUUUUAUUACCUUUCAAACUGACUCCAUUUGCUGACCAUCUAAAUAAACAUUAACCUUAACCCAGAUCUCCCAUUUGAGAUUAAGCGUCUUAAAGUGUGUGAACAUACGGACCCCAGGAUAAGGGGGGACACUGACCUCCAGACCUCGGUCGUAAAACCCUGCUCGACCAUACACUGAUAAAGACUGCAUUCCUUUGGUGAAAGAAUACAAAUGACUGAUCAUGACAUCUUAUGCAUUCAGCAAUGUACUAAUCUGUCUAAUCAUGAAAUUUGUGUUAAAAUGAGAUGUUUCCCGUUUUUCUAUGUGCUUCAGAAGCCAAGUUAUCUUAUCUGACAGAAUAAAUCCUUAUUCUUUUGUUCUUUAGACCAACAGCUUUUCAGACUGUUUCAUGAACUUUUAAGAGUUAAAUUUAUUGACUAUGAAUCCUAAGUUUACUCUAAGUAACAGAAAUAGUUUAGAAAUGUUUGGUUUAUAUUUUAGUUAUUUAUUUAGUAUCUUAACCAUUAGGUGGUUAUAAUGUCACUGAAUAAUCUGAAUGUGAGUAUUUAGAAUCCAUUAUUAAUCAUGAUGACGUUCAUUCACAUGUGUUUACUCUUUUGUUGUUCACAGUUUCUAUGUGUUACUAUCUGUUUCAUUUCAGAGUAAUUUAGCAUGUUCAAUGUGAUACUUAAAACAUAAUGAGAAUGUUUGAUGUGAUCCUACACUUCAUUCAUAUGUGUUUAGUAUCAAAUUAUUUAUCAUGAAACCAAGCAUUCAAUGAUAUUAAUCAUAGUGAGUGAGUAUCAGAUCUGACUCUUUUACCAGCCAAAAGAAUAAGUUAGAUCAAAUAAUCAGAGACCCGAUGACCCCUCCUCUUUCUCCUCAGACACUCCCAGUGUGAGAAGAUAAAACCAGUGGAGUGGGGUUGCUCACUCUCUUACGCUCUCUUAGCUCUCUUAUGCUUCUGCUCUUCUGCUGACUCUCUUGUCCCCGGCUCUUAUGCCCCUUCUCUUCUGCCCACACCCUUCUGUGGUGCGUUUCUUUGUUUUCUCUUAGAACUUUUUCUUAGUCUUCUAAGUUUUACGCCACGUGUUGAUUCACGUUGAUUUUCUUUAACAUCGUCUUAGUUCAAGUUUUGAAACUUCAACUUUUUGUGCGCAUAGCAAUUCAAGAUUAAGCCUUUGAUUGAUUUUUCUUUAAAUUCGCGAAGCCAUUUUUGAAAGUUUUCUCUGCUCUUCGAGCCUCGUUUUUCUGAGUUUUCUGCGUGAUUUCAAAGUCACCUCCGAACGCAAUCCAACAGGCCCAGGUCAUCCUCUGUGCCAGAGUUUUUGAGUGAGACUAAAGAAGUACCCAAACGAGCAUCCACAGGAUCCACAGGCGCUGGUUUUUGCUUCGGGCCUGAGUGCUGCAACUCCUGGCUCAUCCUUCGGCUGACUUCAGUCGUCUUCUGAGCUGAACCGCUCGAACCGCCAGUAGCCCCGGACCUUCGGAACCUGCUCCAUCUUCUCCAAGGACCAGUCUCACUUAAGUAUGCAAACCUCCAGAGCUCCAGACAGGGCUGAUGCUGUCUCACGCGUUCAUAACUCAGAUAUCCACCUAUUUCUGGUGAUCUUAGAUUCCUCCGAAUCUACACCCGAGUUUAUCUCGACACCAAAGUUAGUGUAGGUUAAUAUGUUAGCGCAUAUUCACUCACUAUCAUUAACUUUAGUGCUCCUAGCCUGACUCAGAAUCUUUAUUUAUUCACCUAUUAUUAUUUAUCUUCAUUAUCUUAUCAUCAUUUAUUGCAUGUGUGUUGUACCAUCAUUUAUCCUGUAAUAAACAGAUCAUUAUUUUUCUAAGUUCCUGUCUGUUAGUGUUCUUCCAGAAGUGGAGUCCCUGAAAUUAGAAUUUCGACUUAAGAUAUGAGACUGAUUAAUUAAAACUGACUUGAUGUUUGAUUUCUGAAUUAAACUUUUGCUUUCUUUAUUUUCCCACCAUUAAGGGUGGGUGGUGCCCCUUUCAACGAGUGCAUAAAUGUCAUAAUUUGAGAUUAUUAAUCUUCAGACAUUUAUUAUAAAUUCCAAUCGCUACAGUAUUAUUUUGGUGCGGCCUUGUGAGGCUCAUUUCAAAUCGCUACAUAUAUUUUGGUGCGACCGUGUGAGGCUCAUUUAAAAUCACUACAAGUGUGUUUACAAAAUUCAGUUUCUAUUACAAUUAAAAUUUAAUUUGAAAAUUUUCUCAAAUAUUGUGUCAAGGCAGUCUUCUGAGAUAUGCUGUUGUCCAUUAUAACAAUGAUUAAAAUGCAGCUUAUAGUGCAGCCUCAAUUAGCAUACUGUCUCUGGCUAACCUGACAAACCAGCUCAUGCCUCUUGCUCCAUGUCACUAUAAUUAGCGAUUUAAGUCAUUAACUGUGAGAAAAUGUUGCCCAGCAGUGAUGUAAAAAUAAAAAUGACCCCAUAACUCAGUGAUAAAUAAAUGCUUUGAACACAUAUAUUGUUACUUUUCCUAAUAAGCCUCUUCACCCCCUUCUGUCUUCUUUGCAGCACACAGUGCGUCGAAGAGCUACUACAAGAGCUACCCACUCAUGGACUUCUCUCAUUAUCAGCCGGUGGCACCUCCUGCUUUCCAGCCUGUGUCCGUACAGCCCAAAGAGAAGUCAUACAUCCACCCGCAUGUGUCAGCUCACCACGAUCUCCAAGCCCCCCUGUCCAUUUCCAUCCCAUCAAGCCACCUGGAGCACUCACAUCUUCCCAAGACCACCACACACCCGAUGCUAUCCACCUCAGCCUUCAGAGCCUGGGAGCCCGCUGCCCGCCAUGUCCACAGGCAGACCUCAGCCCCUGCACACACUAACUCCUCCUCGUCCUCCAGCAUGCACAACUCCAACCGUAGACAGUUCUACUCGACCCGGAGGCAGCAGAGUAUAGAGAACAUGUCGGACCUCUUUAGCCAGCCCUACGGAGGGAUGUACAGAGGAGCAGUGGAGGGGUUGAGGCAUGGGCACCAUGUACAGGGACAACAACAACAACACCCUUCUCAACACCCACUGCAACACCCGCCUCAACCCUCCUACUACCACCAUGCAAGACAGAAGAGUUACUCCACCCACAGUACGACUGAGGUGACCGUCUGAGUGUCACAGCUUCAGAGAGUGACCUGCAUCACUUUCAAGUUAGCUCAAUGCCAGAGUUUAGGAUACUUUGCCCAAACAAUGAGACAUUUACUACAUGAAAAGAGGUGUUUUGAAAUGUGGGAUUGGGAAAGCAGACAAAGCACCAGGUAUUUUGUUAGGAAAUCUGAAAAGGUUGCUUAAAACCACUCUCAGGCUCCUGCAGGUCAUGCAACCCUCACAGAUACUCAACCGCUACAGUUUAGGUGUUAAAGUGUGGUUUUGUUGUGCUUCAUAGAUAAAGGAACAGGAGAACUGAGCAAUGUAACCCACACCAGCUGCUGGAGCAGCUAACAAGUUUCAUUUAGUCUGUGGAGAGGGUUAGUCUCCCUGAUAUUUGGCAGGAAUAAACAGUGAGUGUGUGUUAGCUGAGUGACUAUGGUUAGGCUAAGGUCAGCAGUACAUGUAGCUACAAUAACAAGCUGCCUCACGGGCAGGUUUGGUCUCGAAUAACAUUCCAUAAUGAGCCUGGAGCUGACAAAGACCACAGCCUGAGCAUACGUUUUCUGACAUUAUCUGUAAGUUUAGAGCAAUCAAGCAGCUCUCACUAUUCGCUGAAUUUAUGUAAAUGUACUUUAUAACCUUUAAGAUAAAUUUGGUAGGUUCACCUUGAGAUGAGAGACCUUUGUAACCAGUUACAAGUUGCAGCCAGUUACAACUACCUACAGCCACAGGGGAGACACUGAUAUGGAGACAAUCCAACUGUAAAUAAACAUAGAUGUAUUUUAGCAGAAUAGUUCAACUCAGAAUCACAAUGAAUCAAAACUAGACAAGUUUUAAAAGAUAAAAAACUCACCCUACAAUCAAUGGGCUGCAGAAAGCGUACUGUUUGCUCGCACACUGUCACAGGGUCUCUCUGUGGAUUAUUAAACUCAAUACAUUUACAAAGUUAAAGCUCCUGUUUGGAACUUUUGAGGCCCACUAUGGUAACGUGACCAGAUGUCCCCCAUUUCCAGGGACAGUCCCUGUAUUGGAUGACCUGUCACCAGAAACAUCCCCGAUUUAGGCGUUUCAUGAAUGAGAACAAAAAUGUUGCAUGUUGACUCGAACAACGGUUUUUACGGUAGCUGAGAAGGUAGGAAGCACGAGUAAGCAUGUUGCGCACAGUCCUGAACAACAAUUUUAAUGGGGGCCUGCGCUGCUACUAAGUAGUACCGAGAUGUUGUCUGUGAUCACGCAGCCAAUUGGUGCGCAAACCACAUGCAAGAGGAAAUCAACCCCUAACCGUAUUAUAUCGAUGCUGUAGUCAGACUUUAAGAGAUCUGACUUUGUACAAUUUCAUUAGGACUCUGUCACCAUGUGUUAGAACGAGACAAACACGUUUUUUUUUCUUCGUUCAAACUCACUGACAAUCAACAAAUGAAACUAUCUUUUAGCAAGCGAACAAGCAGCCUGUUAGCUAAAGUAAAUUAAAGAAUUAAUUAUAACAUGAGGGAGUUUGGCAGACACAUUGGAUAUCACAGAGAUUUCUUCCAGUUGACUCACCUCCAUACACAUAUGUCAGUGGAAAUGAGCCCUUACACUUGGAGCUUCCUCGGCAAUGUGCUCUCACUCCCUUACAGGAAUACUUUCCCUUUUUUUAGGGAUGCAGUUUUUCUUUCAAAUAGUCGUUUAAGAAGUAUUUUACAACUUUUGUAUCUGUAAGAAAUAUUAAGGUCCUACCAUCGAGCAUUUACCUGAGCAAAGGGACAGUUAGCUGUUGUAAAGCCGCGUUCAGACCAAACGCGACCAGGUCGCGUCGCGUCGCUUUGGUCGGUCACGUCGCGUCGCGGGGUGCUCUGGUGUGUUCACACCGGGUCCAAAGCUGCAGUCGCAGGUCGCGGCUGGUCGCCGGUGACGUCAUCCAUGUCACUAGCUCAGUUUUCAGUUCAUCAGUGCUGCCGCAUAUCUGUACAUCCGCAGUAGACGCCGCCGGCGUUUAUGGGUGCAUGAAACCAUCCGGAGGAGGACGGAGCUGGGUGAAUUUCACCGCUUGCUCCAGGAACUCCGCCUGGACGACGGCCGCUUCCAGCGGUACUUCCGUGUGUCGACGGCGCAGUUCGAGGACCUCCUCGCCCGGGUGGGAAGCAGCAUCUCCCGCCUGGACACGAAAUACAGGCGCUCCGAAACUGAGAUGCUUCUUCUUUGGCGUUGCGGUCCCGGUACAGCCCGCAACCCACGUCGUAUAGCACCGGGUGGUAGCUAACGGAUGUGAUUAACUGCUCCUCCAUUGUGAUUCUUCUUCUCCUCUUCCUUGUUUCGCCGGUUUGUUGACGUCAGCAGAGCCCUGAUUGGCUGUCGCGGCACGGAGUCGCUGCCAAAGUUCAAAUAUUUGAACUUUGGGAGCGACGCGACUUGGCGUCCUGCGACCUCGGCGAUGCGACCUCGGGGACGCGCCUUGGCGACCGGUCGCUAGGUCGCGUCAGGUCGCGUCGCAGGCAGACGGCGGUCGCCAAGUCGCGUCAGGUCGCGGCUGGCCAUAGACUUUGCAUUGGGAGCCGUCGCCAAGUCGCGUCAGGUCGCGUUUGGUCUGAACGCGGCUUUAGGCUAUCUAUGGUGAAGCUAAAAAUGCCCAGUUACUGCACACAAAAAAGUCCCCAUGUCUCCAAUCAAUCUGUUUGCACGGUUUUAGUCUAGAUAGCUGAGCUAACUAGCCGCUUUUCACCGUUGAAUCUACUUCCAGGCAAGAGUGGGACCAAUCAUCUCAUCUAACUCAAAGCCAGUUACUAUAACAGUAACAAAUGGAAGUCCAUAUUAGUAAAGGGCAGACAAGCAAAGCAAAAAAGUUAACUUAUUUAUUAUAUGUUUUUUUUUUUUAUUUGACUUUUUUUGUACCUUAUUUAGUUAAAUCUAUUUUUAUGAAUUUAUUCCAGAAGUCAGUGCUGGAAUAGUCAUUUUCUUCUUCAUUGAUCUCAAAGCAGUGGGUUUACUGUAGGCCUAUUUUGAAUAAUAUUAUUGUUAAUGUAGAUCAGGAUGUCCUCUGUAACGGAAUUAAGUUUGUGCUUUGAUCAAAAAUAUCAAAGUCUAAUUUGAAGGCUUUAAAGGUGAUGGUGUUUGGGCUGUUUGCUACAUGUUUUAGUUUAGUUCUAAGGGACUCGUAUUGCUUAUUUUCACCUUUUAUUUUUUCAUCCUGGGACACCUAUGGAGAAACUUUGCAUGAUUAGCAGCACAAAAAAAAAUCAUAAAACUCAUUUAUGCCCAUAAAAACUGUGUUUCAGCACUUUAUAGCUGCGGCCCAAAAAGUGUAAUUUUGGCUGCUGUUCAGUCGUUUAACAUAAGACACACGCAUUCCUAAUGUGGUUGUUUUCACAUCGCUAGAAAGUUAUGCCUUUACAGAAAACAUCUGAGGCAAGCUGUAAGCAUCCACUUGUCUCCCCCAUUUAGCCGUGUUGGCAUUCAUUUGCUAUUGUCUCAUUAGCUGCUGUUAUAAUAUUACUUACAGUUAGCAGUAACAGUCGACAUGCAAAUCCAGCUUGUACUGACCUGUUUGUGGAGGAGUCAUCAGUGACGUUGGGAGGAAAACAAACAGCUACGUUGUUGUUCCAAAAACAUGAAACUACCCACCGUUUUCUGGUUCCUUUGACUUUAGGAAGAUAUAGAUGUAGCCGUGUUGAAAAACAGGGCAUUGAGGGAGCCUGAAAAACACUAAACAGACUACACUGCCAUGUAUCUGUCAUGGUUGAGGAUGGACAUCUUCCAAAGCACAGAUCGGCACCACAAAUUCAACCUCAAAGCAGCCGGUAUGUCUGGCAUGGAUCUAAUAUUUGACAUCUUGAAGCAAAAAUUGAAGUGAUGGAGUGAGCUGAAUCACUCCAGGAAGUAGGAUGGUUUUUGCACCAUUCCUGUUGUUACAUCAGCACAGGAUGAAAAAUGUUAUUGUUAUGUACGAGCUACUUUUUGUUAGUAUGUGGGCUACAGAAACAACGCAGAGGCUUUUCUAUCGUCACAUUCUCAGGGCUGCUCAGCUGGAGGAUGACUAAAGCGAACAUGAACAGGAAUAGAAACAUGAUUCUCCUUCUAUGGGACCCUUAAAAUCUCAUUGCAAGCCCAUUUUUAAACAUUUUUCAUUAUUUCGUUAAAGGUAUGAGGCAUUGAUGUGUCAGAAUUAUGGCACAGGAAGUUUUUGCACUUGUCCAUAUUUAUAUAAGACCUAUAAAACCACGUCUCUGGAGGCUGAUUGAAUUUACAUCCGUGAAAUAGCAAACCUUAUUUAGCCGGCUUACAUAAAAAUCAUUCCAAAAAUAAUUAAAGCAUGAACAUUUGGAUUGAUAUUAGAAGAUGUAAGAAUUUAGUCAAAUUAACUCUAUCCAAACAAUUUAGUUACGUGAUCAUAAAUCAUCUCAAAGGAACUCAAUCCAGGUCAGGCCCAGCAGAGGCCUUUUUGUGCGUUCCUUUUUUGGUAUGUUCCUAUUAUUUUUCCGAAAAACACCUCCUGUUUUCUCCUCCUCUCUUUCUUACCCCCUUUGGCCUUUCCCACCCUCUCUCCACUAUGAACUGCUCUGCAUCUUGUGCCAUCAGGCCCAGCAAAAAGGGACAUUAUCCCUGGGGGUCACAUUAACUCUACAGGGAGGACAAUGCCACCAUCAUGUCAGCUCCCAUCAUCCUCCAUCCCGACCACAGAAAGGAAUAGUAGGAGGAGUGGGACGCAGUCAGGGCCAGGGGCUGAGACUCUUUAGAAAAGAAUAAAAUGGGAGGAGAGAGAAGAAGAAAAUAGAAAAACAAAAGGCACACUGGCUGCAUGUUUUCUUUCCUUGAGGGGAGUAAGGGAAGGAGUCACUGUGGAUCUAGGUCUCUCACUACGAAGCUGCUUGGGUCAUAUCUUCCAUGUGUGUAUGCAUGUAGAUGCAUGUGUUUAGUUUUCCUCCCCUGAGCACCAUCGCAGGGGGAUUUACUGAGGCAUUUUCAGGCCCGCAGCGGUAAAUAUUUCUCUUUUUGUCUCUGAUUUGUGCAACAGUUUGUGCAAUUGUCCACUGUGCUUGCUGAGGAAAGCUCACGGCUGCAACACCCUGAGGAAAUGCACAAUGAGGUGAACUGUUAAUGAUUGCACAUGUGUCAAGAGCCUUGCAUAAGGAUGUGGAAAAAAAAAAAAGUUUGUUCUAAAAAGAGGGGAGUACAUUAUGUUCAACUCUUUGUUUGGUUGAAGUGUUAAAGGGCUUUUGUAACAGCUGGAUGAAGAGUCAAGCAAAAAUGAGUACAGAAGUGAAACCAAGCCAAUUAAAAAACUGAAGAAGUGGACAAAUCACAAAAAAAUGAUAAACACAGCUUUACUAAAUGACUAAAGAAGUGCUCACAAAGCCUUCAGUUCAAAACACUGAGGCUUUAGCAAGGAAAAGUUUUCCUUUUUUGCAAAAAACAAACAAACAUUUUUUUUCAACCAAGCCUGAUUUUUUUUAUUUUUACUAAUACAUAAUCAAAAUUCUCACCAUAACAGCAAUCUGUAUGCAAGAGUUUCUUCUAGGAGCAGAAAGGGAGUCCAGAUAAUGCCUGACUACUAACCGUGUAUUAGUAUGGACAGUGUGCAACAAUCUCCUUCCAUUAAAAAAAUAGUGAACACGCCACAACAGGCGAUGAUUUUUGCCCUAAUCCCAAAGCAUGUGCAGACGUGAUCUGGCUGGUAGAGUUGCAGGAUUGGCGUUGUACCUUUUCUGCUCCCCAAAACACACUUAAAGGUGCCAUCAUUAAAAAGAUACGUGUGUUGAUUUAAAUCAGUCACUCUAUAAAGUUUAAAAUCUCAUGUGAGAGGACAUCAGUCAUACUGUCCGUCUCUUCAUUCAGUCUACAGUACGAGCCUGUCUAAUCACGCAACCACACGCAGGUGCUGAUUUAUACUCUAUAAACAACAGUCGGGAAGACUUGUUAUUUAGACCGUCUAUCAGAGUUAUUAACAAGUUCAAGAGCCUGCAUUAUUCUUUUAGGUCAAUUGGGGGCAGCAAAAGCUAGCUGAGAACACUGCCAUACAACUAAUACAGCCAACAUGACAGCAAAAUAUCCCUAAUCUACAACAAUGAUUUUAAAUGAUCAUGUGUUACAAUCAUCUUUUUUUAAUCUCUUCAGUCUUUAUAAACCCCCAAAUGUUAACAUCCAGCUAACUCUAUAGAGGCUAAAAUCUGGUCCUCAAGUUGAAGGUUAACUUAGAGUUCCUACAUGCAGCAUUUUAAUGAAUAAAACUCAAAGACAAGUGAGACUGAACACCUAUGAUGCAAUUAAGCUGAAAGAUGCUUAAAGCUGUAGAGUUAAGGGGUCACUGAGGGUAUGACUGUCAAUUCUUUGAGGGUUUAUCACGCCGAGCAAACUUACAAACUGUUUAACAAUAGGCGUCUGAUUGUUAACGUAUAAAAACUGAUUACAGGUACUUCCAUUACUUUAACAGUAGUUCCGGUUAUUCCUAAAAAUAAUAUUUGGAAAAGUGUUUUUUAUCAAGCAUCUAUAUGACUUUAAUAAGGAUAAUAUAUAAAAGUUUUCCUCCCCCGUGUAAAUCUGUGUCUUUCCGUGAAAACGUAUUCUAUAUAUAUGAGCCAUUUUUCGGCAUCCUUUUAGACAAACCGCACACAGAAAAUACAAUUGCUGUAAAUCAAAGUUCAAUUUUAGUUCAACCUGGUAAAUUGAAGGUGUGAUCACACCCCAAUAUCCCUGCUAAGAGAGGUUUAUCUCCCAAAUACCUGACAUGAGUGCCCCCCUGAAACAAAACACUGAUACAAACUAAUAGUCACAUCUUUUCUCAUGACCUGAAAUCAUAAUUUUCUAUCCAAAACACUUCUUAGGAAACAACACACCUGAUUCUGUGUCCUGGUUCACAUCUGCUCUUUUUUUAAGUCUCUUCUGAUUUUUAACAAAACUUCACUUUGACCGUAGAUAUUCUUAUUUUUCAUCUCACCAAUGCAGCUAAAGAUUCUGAGCAGGCAUCUUUAGCUCUAAAUACUCAGUGUAACAGCUUUUAUUUGCAGGUCAAGAGACACAAAUUCAGUUUUUUUGAUAAGCAAUUCGGGUUUAGUUCUUUAGCAUGAUCGGGUGCUUCCAUUGUCUUUUCUUUAAACGAAAUCUCUCUUUUUCUCCCCCUUGACAAUUUAUCUCAGUUCUUUGUGGAUGAAUUGAAAAAAAAACCCAACUUUUUUUCCUGCUAUUAAUGAUGUUUGUCAUCAUCUGUACAUUAUGAUUCAAUUUCUCUGAACACAUGAGGUUUUAUGUACGUUUUUGUUUUGUUUUGGUUAGUUUAUAUGUAGUGCAAACCUCUCCUGUGUUCUACUUUAGCUCUGAAAAUAGUGUAAAUAUGUUUAAUACUGGAAUUUUCUAUGUAUUUUGUUUGAAUAAGGGCUGUAUGCAAUAAGUCGUUUUAUUCUAAGAAUAUUUAUUACAAUCUGUUGAUGUCAAAGUGUGUUACUUCAAGUUAAGGGUUUAAGUAACAUGGAAUAAGAUGCAAAGAGGGAACUAUAUUAACUGGUCCGUGCAAAAGAGGAGGAUGUGGUCAGCCUACUGUAUUUAAAGUCACAUUACUGCAGAGGGUUUUCACAUAAGUGGCAAAACACAGUGACACAAAUGUACUGUGGGAGAUGACAAAGCAGCUGUAAAGCAGACAGGUUGUCUCAGGCAUCGCAAGUGUUUCCUCUGUGUGUUUACACAAUAGUGACAGAGUUAAAUGGGACACAGAGGAAAAACUAGUACUGAUCAGAAUGGAUUUGAUUUGCAGUAAAACGUUUGUGCAUGUAGCAGAUAGGCUGGGACCUCUGCAGGACUGGAUAACAGGAUGAUAAGAACCAGUGUAUAUUCUGUAUGUAACUGUACUCAUUACAACAUAACUUAUUUAUACACAAAAUGUUCUAGAAAUGUUAUUUGCUGAGGAUUGUUUAGAAGCCGAUUCCACUUUUGAAGAUGAAUCAUUAAAGAUUGUAAAAUUAUUG
Messenger RNA from Xyrichtys novacula (pearly razorfish), 61033 nucleotides. The record is from the annotation of a GenBank genome assembly. Lineage: Eukaryota; Metazoa; Chordata; Actinopteri; Labriformes; Labridae.